Messenger RNA from Pelobates cultripes (western spadefoot toad), 52327 nucleotides. The record is from the annotation of a GenBank genome assembly. Lineage: Eukaryota; Metazoa; Chordata; Amphibia; Anura; Pelobatidae.
GGACAUUAUCCUCGUGCUGUAAUGGUCUCCAGCCAGCAUUUGCUAGGCGACACACUGUUGUUAACAAAGAAGGGGGAUGGGAUUAUAGGAGACGCUUCAACUUGUCAAACCAGAGUAUUGAAACUCCCUUUGUUUCCCGGCAACCAAAGGCAGCUUCUGUGAGUAAAAAAAAAAAAAUUUUUUUUUUUUUUUUUAAAUGACUUCCUGAAUUAACUGGAUUUCACACAAACAAGUAAUGGCAGUUUAAUGUGUGAAUGAUACAGAGAGGCUAAAAAGGGGUAGUUGGAAAGGAGCAAGAUUCCAAAUCCCCACAUGUGAGACCGACUGCUGCUAUUGCAGAUGGAAAAGGAUGUGGAUAAAAGGGGCAGCAAUCACAUCCCAUCAUCCACAGUUACACAUUCAUGUUAAAAAUAGACAAAACCUAUAUGAGGAAGCAUGGAGAACUCGGAAAAUGGAGGGAUGUACAGAUAUUAAGCACCUCUAAGAUGGAAGAAUCAAGGCUUAAGGUGAGACAGGUGCAGAGAAAAAAAAGAGUGCAAGCCUUUAGGGCAAGUGGUAAUACUAAUGUCGCUACUAAUGCAUUUGCCUUUUUUUUUUCUAAGGAUGACAAAUAUACAACUGCAUUCUGGUUGUACAUGCCACAAAUCCAACAUCAAUGGAAGCAUUAAAGCAUUUUGAUUAAGAAAUCAGAUUAAAUUUCUAUUCUCACAAUAAAUAUAUGCUGGUGUUAAUUACAUAUAUCAUUUUUUUUCCAAGACAUUUUCAGUUAAAAUUAGUUACAAAUAGUAAAUAGAAAAUAUCAGCAUAAACAAUAUAUAUUUUAUUGUGCUACCUAUGUUACCUUUUAAGAAAAAAUAUAUUUUUUUUCUCACUUGUUUAUAUUUUUGAAAACAUUUUUUUUUUUUUUUUAGAUAUCUUAUCAAAUUAAACAAAAUCUGCUAUUUCUAUUGUACAGAGAUUCUUUACCAUUGUUUUUCUUUUUUUUUCCUUCUUAAGUUAAAGGAUCUUUUUUUUUAACCCCGGGCAUAUUUUUUUUUAAUACAGUUUCUAUUAAUGGAAUGUGAAAGAACAGAUAUCUGAUUAGUGUGGGAAAAAAACGUUUUGUGUCUUAUACUAAGCAACCGAAGCCUUGGGCGAAUAUUUCGUUUUAGAAGUCAUUCUAUUGAAAGAUCCAUCACUUACAUCCUCUGAUCAUAUAACUUCUUUGUUACAUUAUGUCUCUUUUGGCUUAUUAGAGUAACAUCCUUGUGAUUAUAUAUCAGUGUUCUUCUUAAAUAUUCACUAAACGCAGGGUUUUAGGUACUGAGUAAUAGUAAGACUGCGUAUCUUUAGUGUGACAAUUGAGCAGUUCAUAGGACUUUAGUACAUAAACACAAAUGACUUAAAAUUAAACUUAUCGUUUUAAGUAAGUUGGAGUUUUUGAUCUUAGACUAUGAUAAAUCAUAUUUUCGCAACAAUAUGUGUGCUUUACACGUUAACAAUAAAAAGGUCAAGUGGAGGCCCUUCCUCUCCCAAAACACAACAGGUGAUGCUAGUUUGUCACCUGCUCUUUCUACUUUCUAAAAUAAAUGUUCCCAAUUUUCCUCAUUGAUAGGUGGAUAUAGAAUCUGGCAGGAAAGAAUAUGAAUUUGUUAAACAUAGAUAAUAGCAUAGUUUGUUUAUUAAAUUGUGCUAUUUAAUUUGUGAAACAUUUUGCAAAUUAGACAUUUACAAAUGUCAAGAGUUAUAGUCUCAUACAGGUGAUAAUGAUCUGAAUCAGUGGAGUCCAAAAGGUAAUCUCACACUAUUAGAGGGAACCCAUGACAAAUGACAAUCAUUAUUCCAGGAGUACGGAUAUUUUCUUUCUAUCCGCCUUUGACAUUAAAAAUGAACUAAAUAUUAUUAUUCACCUCAUUUCCAGUGCCAUGACUACUCCAAUCCAUUGCUUGUCAUUGAGAAGCAAUAGAUUGCUACAAGGCAUGCGCGGUCAAAUGUCGAGCCCUCCAUUUACAUGCUGUUAUCCGCAGCAUUUGAUUUCCAGAGUGAGUCUUAAAUAGUCUGGAGGAACAAGUGCCUCUAGCAGCUGUCAGGAAGACAAACACCAGUAGUGGAUUUACUAAUGUAAGUAAUGUACUAAGACAGCCUCUGGUGCCUUUCUACCAGAUUUUACUGGACUCUAGGUCACCUAAACGAGACUGGAUGUCAUCACGCUCUUCAUGAAGACAUACAGCAUCAGUGAGAUUCCCAUAGGAAAGCAUUGAUUCAAUGGGGAGGGUCUAAUGCGCUUGAGGCACAUGCCGCACAUGAGCAUUAGGUCCCCCCAUUGGAUGAUGUCGGAUGAGUUGGAGCGCUGGUCCAGAGCCAAAGAACAUCGGUGCUGGUAGCGGGUGAGUAACUAAAUGUUUUUUUAACACUUUAUUGGUCCUGUGGGAGGCAAGAGAGCGGGGGACCAGAGGGCUCUAUAUUAUACACAGCUUUGUCUUCUGAACCCUAUAAAUUCCCUCUACCUAAUGUAAACAUUGCAAUUCCUAAAGCACUGCAUUGCUUCCAAUUGAAUGGUUAAAAUGACAGGACCACUGCACACAGAGUACUUCAUUGACAUGUGGAGUGACUACAUUGUUUCUUUAAGGCUGACAUCAUUAGGUUUAUAAUUUUACAGCUUGAGAUCUACUUUUUGGACACCCCGAUUUGAAGCAUUUCUUUUCCACUUUCAGAUAACUAAUGAUCUGCAUGGCAUGCAUGUUUUUUUUUUUUUUUUAGAAUACCUAUAAAAUUUAUAGCUGUCCUAAUCAUUUGCAUUGAAGAACAUGUCUUGUCUUAAAUAACUUCUUGAGUUACCACACUCUGCUGUGUUACAUCAACGUAAGGAUUUCUUUAACAGGUAACCUGGCAUUACAAGGCUCUUGUUUGUAGAAUAAGAGAACUGGCACUCAUCCAGUCCAUUGUAUUAUCUGCUCAAUUCACACGUUGUCCUUUUCUGGGUUUAUAAUGACCUGAAAGAAGUGUAACAAGAACCUCCAAUGAAAAAAAAGACAGAUCGUUCAAUUACCCUUUAUGGGAACUCGCCCUGUUAAGUUGAAUUGUUUAUGUUGAAAAGUAGUGUAUUUUUUUUUCUCCAAUACUUUUUAAAUAAACUUGUCAGAAGUGAUACAGCCCCAAAUCACCCUAACAAUACCUCGUCCCCACUUUACCCUUUAAUGAUAUCCCAACCUGUCGUUUAAACCCAACACUGUUUCAAGGAGUACCCGAGAGUGUACUCUUUCUUUCAUCUUAUCCUUUAAUCCCUGCAUUGCCCUAAUUUUAACCAUUAACUUCUACAUUACCUUUACACUAACCAUUAACCCAACCCUACAUUAUGAAAAAAAGGGAAGUGGGGGGUAGGAGUGGGGCGGGGGAUUGGGAGCACAUCCAGAACGUGCACUUCUCAGUAUUGGUACUGUCAUAGAGACCAAAAUAUAUACAAAAUACAGGUUAAGGAACAGCGGACACAAAGUACAGUUUUACAUUUUACACGGCUACUUAAAAUCACCAAUCUCCGCAAACAAAUAUGGGGAUUCGUUUACUCCGCAUGGCCAUGUUGUGUUAAGCCUACCAUUACGUCACAGUACCCAAAUAUCGGUGGGUCCUACACUAAUUUUAACAUGGGAAAUUAACAUGAAUCUGGUCUGGAUUCUAAAUAUACAAAAAAAAAAGGGGAAUUGUGGGAAGGGGCAUUUUUCAGUAGUGGUUCUAUAAUUAUAUUUGCAUAUUUGGUAUCCAGAGUAGAAUCCUUUUGAGUGCGCUGUUCCUUAAUCUGUAUUUUAUACCGACCCAACAAAACCUCAACAUAAGCCUAACCUAAAGUUAGUCUCUUUGGGUUUUGCAUAUACCUCACUUGAAAAAAUUAUUUUCUUUCAAAACCUGUGAAAGCGUUAUGCUAUUAAAAUAGUCUUGACGUGACAAUUGUGUUUUAAUUUUUUGGCUUUCCCCUCAAUCAGAGUCAGAUAUAAAAGAAGCAUUGUAUAUAUGAAGUAUUGAAUGUAUUGCUCCAAAAUAUUAUCUAAUCAUUAACGUCUAGCAGUAAAAAAAUACAUCAAUCUACAACUGGUGGUUAAUACAUAUCUUUUACCUUUACAGUCAAUUUGAAAUUAUAGCUUCAUCCUGUUAUCACAGUAAAAAACCGACAGAUCCCACCUUUAUGCUUUAAUCAGUACCCUAAUGAAAUGCAGUUAAAAACCAGCUCAGUCGAGCAUGACCAAGAAGAGUUACAGCAGGGAUUGCGUGACACUUUAAAAAAUGUCCGAGGGCAGAUGGAAAGAGAAGAGGAUGGGAGAGAAAAAAAGACAAUGGACAAGGUCAGCGGUACAAUGGACAAUGUUAGUAAAGAGAAAAAUUAUCCCGAUGAAUCCAAAAGCCAAGAGAUAUGUUUAAAGACUACCCCAAAGCCAAGAAAAUCUCAGGAAACUACCAAAUCCUCCAGUGACUUCCGCAGUAAGACACCAUCAGUAGCAAACAAGAACAAAAAGAAUAAAACCAGAACAAAAGGACUAGAUGCACAAGUACCGAGGAUGUCUAAAGGUAGUAAUAAUAAAGAGAAUUAAAAAAUAUUUAUAAUAUUUAUCAAUAAACACCAAAGGCUUACAUCCAGUUUUAAAAUAUAUACAUUUUCUAUGUUGAAAUAUUACCCAAUACCUAUUAAGGUAUAUAUUAGACAGCAUUUUUUUCGUUGUUGUUGUUGUUUUUUUUUAUAUGUUAUUGCUAGAAUAUCUGAUUAAUAGUUUUUUUGUAUAGUUAGUAAAUUGCAAUUACAUUCCAAACAUUGGGAUAUUUCGAUAUUUUGCAAAAUUUGGGUGAAGUCUACCAGAAUUGCAUAAAAAGUGAAUUAUAAAGACAGAGAUUUGUGAGACCCAUUAGAAGGACACAAAAAGACAGAACAAUGGUCAGCAGAACAAAGUAUGCAAGGAUGUCAAAUAAAGAUGACUUUGUAUGACUGUCUCUAUCUAUCUAUCUAUCUAUCUAUCAAUAUGUCUGUCUGACUGUCCGUAUCUAUCUAUCUAUCUAUCUAUCUAUCUAUCUAUCAAUAUGUCUGUCUGACUGUCCGUAUCUAUCUAUCUAUCUAUCUAUCUAUCUAUCUAUCUAUCUAUCUAUCUAUCACUAUGUCUGUCUGUCUGGUAUCUGCCUAUCUAUCUGUGAUCUGUCUGUUUACAGAAUAUUAUAUAACAUGGAUUAUGUGUACGUGACUUUGAUGAAUUGAAAAAGAGUCAACUUUCUUUGCUAUUGGUGGUAAACCUAGGUUUCCACAUAGUUUUGUGUGGAAUUAUUUUACCAUUGGUUUAUCUCACAGCUUGCUCCACGUCGGCCACAUCUAAAGGCUGCUAUUUCCACUGGUCCACAUGUGAAUCUGGUGAGGACACACAGUCAAAAAGUUUCCCUCAAUAAAAACUCUUAGAAAAAACGAUAAGACUAGAUGUGAAGUAAUGCCGACAAGGUGCAACUAUAGGAACAUGCCCAAAUAUUUCUCAUAUUAGUUGCUUUAUGGGUGCUCCACCACUAGCCAGGUAGAAUACAAAUGGAGAGGUCUUCUACUAGUUAAAAUUAUGAAACAUAUUCAACCAACAAGUAAAGAGGUUCUCAAACCAUGCCAGUGAUCCCUUAAAUUUCAUUAGAUUUAAUAAUUUUGCCAAUGGUAAUAUGUUCUAUAGUUUGUUAUGUUAGGAAAUAAUUAACUAAACUAUAGUACUAACUUUAAAUUCGUUUUUAGUAUCACUGGUCAAAUUCCUUCAACUUAAAUUUUCAGUGUUGAUGUCACUGUGGUCUUAGUGACCAGUAAUCAGUAGGUUAUUUGGUAAUUAGUAAGAUCAUUAUCAUAAUGGUUCCUUUGUUCCUAUCAUCUUCAUAGGGCCAAAGGUGUAUUGAAUCAUGUAUAAACCUUGGAGUUGACAGGUACAGUGCUAGUGCAAGGCUUCUCUUAGCAACACUGAGAAUGAGUGUAUUAUUAUAUACAAGAUUAUCCCAGGGACAAUAUGUGGUUCAACAAGGAAAAAAACACCCAGGACAAAAUUCUUUAAAUUAGGUCAACCCAUAAGAUAUUUGUCCUCAUAACCCCUUUGCCAGUCUACACCUGGAGGUAUGUUAGAUAUUAACUGUAGAGUAAUUGGAGUUAUUGUUUGUGCUAUUCCCACAUUCAAGGUGAUGUGCUAUUCUUAAUCAUCUCAACAUCAUUAAACCGGUUGAUAAAAAAAUUGAAGAGAUAUGUUUCUGGUCAAUCUGUGAGUGGAAGGGUUACGAAUUGGAACUCUUCGUGCUCUGGGAUCUAUUAGCAGAGAGGGAUUAUGUUCAGGCACUUGCUCUAUAGUGAAGUGUUAAAGUAGAAAUGCAGGAAAAGAAACCAGCUAAUCAGCUUUACAGCAGCUAAAGCUCAUUAUUUCUAAGUCCGAUGAUUAGAAUAAAAGAAAAAAAAUGUAGAGCCUUUCCUCAUUAAGAUAUAAGGUGAGUCAUCAGACCUCUGCUGUUUACAUGCAUAAUGUUCUAGAGAGAUAUACUAUCUUCAGACACUUUUCACAAGUCUUCAUAGGUUUCUGGAUUAUAAAUUUAAAGUCAGUGCUGUUAAUUUUAAUCAGGGAUUUCCAAGUUAUUGCACCCGGGGGCCACUGGCCAAGUUGUCUUCUCCCAAAAGGCCACAGAUCAAUACACACAACUGCAUGUGUGCUUGCACACACACAGCUACACACUCCCAUACACAUGCCCACACAUAGCUACACUGUCUUUUAUACACAUACACACAUAUCUAGCUUCCUAUGAACAAACACACACCCACACCAACAUGUUCCCAUAUAUACAUGCACACACAAUAGGUGACUCACUCCGACACAUGCAGCUGCUCACUCACACUCAAAAACAAACAGCAACACAUUCCUAUACAUAUACACAAUGACAUGCUCCCACACUGAGCUACACACUCUCAAAUACACAACUACACACUUUGAUACACACAAAGUUAUACAUCCCAAGACACCCAGUCACGCACUACCACACACACACACAGCUACAUACUUGAUAUGCACACACACUGUUGCACCCUACUGUACACAACGCUUUCAGCACCUACAUUGUGGCUGGACUCUUAGUAGAGGCUACUGCCAUAUUUUGUGUGCACCAGCCAGCCUUAUCACUGAAGUUCUAGCACUCAACUACAGAAUGCAGAACUUUAGUAAUGUCUGGUGCUCACAAACACUCCCCCACAGCAGACCAGUCUCUUUAGACAUAUUAAAUAAAGACCCAAUUAUAGUCCUGAUGUGAGAUAAAGUGAGGUAUGCUGGGAUUCAGACUUAGCACUCUAAUUAGUGACUGCCCCACUCAAACCAGGGAAGGUGGUGAGGGUCCCAUGAAAGCAUUUUUUGUGAGGAUGUAAAUUGCUUGGAGAUUGUUCUUUUAGAACCCUGAUGUAAAUAGUUACUUAAUAUAAAUGUUACCUUUGUGCCAGAAUGGGUGUAAUUUAAUGCUUUGCUCACCCAUUCAACAUUGAGAAAGUUGUAAGUAUGUUAGAAAUUAUAAUGAACAUUGUAAUGCUAUAUGUAUUUAAAUGUAACAGACACAACAAUCAGGUCUCAUUUGGAAAAGUUUCCUAAUAUGUAAUCUUUGCUUUUUGUGUUGUUUUGGGGCCUUACAUAUUACAUUAUGGUAUAAUUAUUAAUUAAUGUUUCCUAGCGCGUCUGCUUGACUGCUGACCACUCCAACAGACCCCCUUUCUUUUUCUGCUGUACCCAUUGAUAAACACACAGAAAUACAUGUAUAGUGGAUACAGCAAUGGCCACCGUUGUUUUUAACCAUUGCUGCUUAAAACACCAGCAAUUAAGUUACAACAACAACCUGUCAGCUUUAGGGGGAUUACCAAAUAGACAGAUACGCAUCACUGAGGCCCAUGAGUCCUGUGCAGCCUUCAGCAGACUGUGACUCCCCAAGUUGAGAUUGGACAAGAAAACUGCUACUGUUUCACUGCCCUGGCCAGGAAUUCCACCACUGGUCCCAUUAUCACCUAGGGCCUCUACAAUGAUGUUCCACUAUGUCUGGACAGUCCUAUCAGGAAGGAAGCAGUCACACUUUCCCCCUCCGGAUUUGUCCAGGUAGAUUUCUCCACUAUGUAUUAAUGUACAGCAUUAGAUGCUAGAAACAUCAUGUAACUUAUAAUAGUGCAUUUGUCAAAAAUGACCAUUAUGAUGCCCCGAUGCAUGGUCUGCAUUGUGGAUUUUCAGGCAGUUUUGUUUUUAAAAUAAAGCAUUGUAGUCAGUUUAAGUAUAACAUUGUUAUGUUGAAGCAAUUUAAAAAGUUUCAUAUUCAUGAUUUUUCAAAAACAGGGGCCACUUUUUUAACCAGUAGAUUGUAGACAUGGGGAAAAGGUUAUAUUGUUUGCCUUCAUUAAGCUAUUGCCAAAAAUAGCUAUUUCCUAGAAUACUCAUACCAUUCUACAUAUUGACAUAUUGGACGUAUAUAAUCUGAAUUUAUACGGGACCUUGGCUCCAGUACAUACUUGAACUUAGGAGCAUGAAUAUUGGUGAUGUUGUUUAUAAUACUGUCUACUAAUUAAGCUCUCUAAAUUUGAAAAUAUAAAGCAAACAGUAUUCAUUUUAUACUUUGUGUACGCUUUUCCAAAGGACACUGUUAACUGGGAAAUGUCAUAUCUCAAAAUUUUAAAUAUUAUUUUUUAUUAUGCAAAAUAAAAUCAGAUGUAGAAAUAGAUACCUAUUAUCCUGCAACUGGGUACCUCCAUCUUAGCUCCCUGUGAGAUAUUGUUAUACACUGCCUCCAUAUUAGCUCCCUGUCAGAUAUUGUUAUACGCUGCCUCCAUCUUAGCUCCCUGUCAGAUAUUGUUAUACGCUGCCCCCAUCUUAGCUCCCUGUGAUAUAUUGUUAUAAGCUGCCCCCAUCUUAGCUCCCUGUCAGAUAUUGUUAGAAGCUGCCUCCAUCUUAGCUCCCUGUGAGAUAUUGUUAUACACUGCCUCCAUAUUAGCUCCCUGUCAGAUAUUGUUAUACGCUGCCUCCAUCUUAGCUCCUUGUGAGAUAUUGUUAGAAGCUGCCUCCAUCUUAGCUCCCUGUGAUAUAUUGUUAUAAGCUGCCCCCAUCUUAGCUCCCUGUCAGAUAUUGUUAUAAGCGCUGUCCUUUGGUCAUGGCAGCCAGAUCAGGGAAAGCACACAGAGAAGAGGAGACAUGAAACAAUAUUUUUUCUUCCGCCUUUUCAUUUGCAAUGUUUGCCUUGUCUGGAAUAAAUUGUGGUGUGAUGUGCUAAAACUUUAAUAUAAAUUUAAGAGGAAAUAGAACAGCUCAUCAAAAAGUUAAAACAAGUUAUAUAUGAUUUUUGAUGUUUUGUUAAAUUGUGUAAAUUCCAAAGAGGUGACAGUUUCUCUUUAACAUAUGACUAACAGUGUUAUUCACUAAUGUGAGAAUUCAAAGUGAACUCAAAGUGAUUUUCACAUACAAGGUAAAAGUAGCCAAACUGGAACAAACCUUUAAGUCUACUAUGCUUCCAAAUUGACUACUUUGGCUUGAAAUGUGAAACUUUUAAUUCACUUUGAUACGUCAUUUGAGUGAAUUACCGUGUAUCAAUAGACUAAAAUAGAGACAAUUUAUGACAAACUUACCGUAAUUUUCUUUUCCUGGCUAUUUCUCAUGGCAGCAUCACUUAUGGGUAGCUCCUUCCUUAGCAGUCACAGGACAGGAAUUAAUUAGAUUAAUUAAUUAGACUGAUAGGUAUAAAGAGUCCCUCCUCCCCUUACACCUCAGUCCAAUUAUAAAGCUGAAAAAAAACGGGUGGGAACCCUGAUGCUGCCAUGAGAAAUAGCCAGGAAAAGAAAAUUACGGUAAGUUUGUCAUAAAUUUUCUCUAUUCCUGGCUAAUCAUGGCAGCAUCACUUAUGGGUAAUACCCAAGCUCACAGAAUUAUAGGGUGGGAACAAUAAACUGAGAAACAGACUCUUAUGCUGCAAAGAAAAUUUUAAUAUCAGUGGGAUAAAGAAACCGUAGACAGGACACACUUCCCAAAGGAGGUGGAAGGAGAGUCCACAUCCAGUUUGUAGUGUUUCAAGAACGUCAUUGGGGAAGACCAUGUGGUUGCCCUGCAAAUGUCAUCGUAUGGAACCUCUGCCCAACUAGCCCAUGAAGUCGACAAAGCUCUAGUAGAAUGAGUUCUUAUCUUCAUUGGAGGAGGUCGACCUUUCGAGACAUAUGCAUUCCUGAUAACCAGUGAAAUCCAACGUUUCAAUGUAGAUAAUGAAGCCGCUUCACCUUUCCUGGCUCCCGACGGCAAAACAAAGAGUUGGUCAGUUUUCCGGAAAGAUUCAGAACACUUAAGGUACAGAGACAGGCAGUUCAUGACAUCCAAACGUUGCCAUCUAACCUCCUCUUGCGAAGAAGGAUUGUGGUAGAACGAUGGAAGAACCACUUCUUGAGAGAGAUGAAACUGAGAGACCACCUUAGGAAGAAACCCAGGUUUGGGCUUCAGGCACACCCUAUCAUGAUAGAAUUGUAGACAAGAAGGUAAGGUAGAAAAUGCUUUAAUCUCCGAAAUCCUUCUUGCAGAAGUAAUUGCCACCAAAAACAAAGUUUUAUGCGUCAGGAGGGUAGCAUCCAAACUCUCAAGGGGAACGAACAGAUCCUCUGUUAGGUAAUUGAGCACCAGAGGAAGGUCCCAAGGAGGUGUGGUAGAUCUGGAAGGAGGUCUCAACCUGAAAGCCGCUUUGAAGAACCUGGAGAUCAAAGGAUCCGAAGUCCAAGAUACAUUGCACAAAGCUGAAAGCGCAGAGGACUGGACCUUGAGAGUGCUGAGGCUAAGGCCCAUAUCCAGACCCUCUUGCAGGAACUCCAAGAUCUCUGUAUUGUGAGGAUGCAGGAAAUCAACAUUCUUGGCUGAAGCCCAUUCCCGGAACACAUCCCAGAUCCUAUGGUAGCAUGAGGAAGUAGAAGCUUCCCUUGAUUGCAAAAGAGUAUUGACCACUGCUUCUGAGAGACCUAGUAGUUGAAGUCUUUCUUUUUCAAGACCCAUACCCCCAACUUGAGGCGUUCUGGAUGAGGAUGGAAUAUUGGGCCCUGCGUUAGUAGAUCCUCCAUAACAGGAAGAGGCCAAGGUCGUUCUUGGCUCAUCACAGACAAUAGGGGGAACCACGGCCUCCAAGGCCAAAUCGGAAUUAUGGCAAUCACCUUCAUUCCUUCUGACCAAACGUUCCUUAAGAACCUGGGUAUCAUGGGUAGGGGAGGGAACGCAUACCCCAGAUCGAAUGACCAAGGAAGAGAGGCCCAAUACCUGACUGUCCGGGUGGAGGGAGAAGUAAUUCUCCACCUGAUGAUUCCGGGAGGAUGCCAUCAGGUCGAUCUGGGGCAUGCCCCACCGACGGGUAAUCCAUGCAAAGACUGCCGGGUGAAGUUUCAAUUCUCCUGGAAGAAUUUCCUUUCUGCUGAGAAAGUCCGCAGUCACGUUCUCCGAACCUGGAAGAUAGAUCGCCUUCAGACCUUGUAGAUUGGUCAUGGCGAUCGUCAUCAAGGGAGCCAGCUCCUUCAAGAGCAAUCUGCUUCUCGUGCCACCUUGAUUGUUCACAUAUGAAGCCACCACUUGGUUGUCUGUUUUGAUCAGCAACCAAGAAUUCAAGAUCCGUGGUAGGAACACCACGAUGGCUCUGGUAACAGCUCUCAGUUCUCUUAGAUUCGAGUGUAGCUGACUCUCCUCUUGGGUCCACUUCCCUUGAGUCCAUGCGGUGUCGAAGAGGGCACCAAAAGAACUGGCAUCUGUUGUAAUAACCUUCCAAGGAGGUUCUUCCAGUGGGAAGCCUGUUGCUAAAUUCUUCUUGUUCUUCCACCAGGUCAACCCUUUCCUCACGGGUAGGGGUAAGGAGAUCCUUUGCUCCCAAUCUGUUCCCACUCUGUCGAACUGGAGAAGGAAGUAAUUCUGGACUGGAUGAAGCUUCCACUGGGCCCAUUUCACCAAUCCUAUAGUUGAUGUCAAAGAACCCAGGAGACUCAUAACUUCCCUUGCAGAGGCAGUCUCGAGACUUUGUAGCUUCCCUACUUUGUCUCUGAUUUUCGUAACCCUUUCCGGAGAUAGGAACACAUGGGCAAAUAUGGUGUUUAUCACUGCUCCGAGGAAUACAAUCAUCUGAGAAGGAAUCAGGGAGCUUUUCUCCAUGUUCAGAAGCCAACCAUGGUCUUGAAGAACUUUCAUCGCCACCAAAGUGUGAUGAGCUACUAUCCCGUGAGAUGGACCUAUGAUAAGGAUGUCGUCAAAGUAAUGGAAGAUCUCGAUACCUUUCUCCCUUAUGAAGGCUAUUAAGGUGACAAGGUGACUUUUGAGAACGUUCUUGGCGCCAAGCUAAGGCCAAACGGAAGACCCCGGAACUGGAAAUGCCUUCCUAGCGCCCAGAACCUGAGAAACUUCAUAUGUUCGUGGUUUACAGGGAUUUGGUAGUAGGCGUCCCUCAAGUCUAUGGAGGUCAUCCAGUCUCCUCUUUUGACACUCGUCAAGAUGGACCGUAAAGAUUCCAUUUUGAACAUUCUUUAGUUGAGCAUGGAGUUUACACCCUUCAAGUUCAGGAUGAGACGCCACUUUCCCUGGGGUUUUGGGGCCAAGAACACUGUGGAGUAAACCCCAAGGAAUCGUUCCUGUCUUGGAACUUCUUCCACCACUUUUUGGUCCAGAAGAGUAGAAAUGCAGGUCCUCAUGGCCCUCCGUUUGAUGCCUGCUGACACUGUAGAUUUUAUGAAGAAAGCGGUUUUUGGGCGAGAGGAAAACUCUAUCCUGUAACCUUCCUUUACAAUAGAUGUGACCCACACGUCCGUAAUGUUCUUGGCCCACACGGGGUAGAAGAACUUUAGUCUUCCUCCCACAGUCCCCGAAUGGGCCUGAAGACCUUCAGAAGCUCUUCUGAGGGGUUCGGGCCCCUCUUCCCCUGGAAGCCUUAUUGGAAGAAGAGUGUGAGAAGGAUUUCCAUGAGGAAUUUCUGGAAUACUCCCUUCCUGGUUUAUAGCUUCUGCUGUCCCGAAAGGACCGAUCCUUGAAACGCUUAUUCUUCCAAGAGGAGGUAAAGCUCUUCCUGCUAACUUGAGGCAAAAAUUCUUUUUUCCCCUCAGCAGCUUUUUGAAUAGCGUCCUCCAGGACCUUGCCAAAUAGGAGAUCCCCCUGGAACGGAAGGCCACAUAAGGACGUCUUGGAGACAUAGUCCGCUCCCCACGAAUGAAGCCACAAGGCCCUUCUAGAAGCCACAGACAGGGCCAUACUCUUGGCAAUCAUGCGAGUGAUCUCUAGAGAGGCUUCUGAACAGAAUUCCGUGGCUAGAUUAAAGUCUCUGAGGCUCUCCAACAGAUGUUCCCUACGGACACCCCGAUCAAUGUCCUCCUCCAAAUUUGUGAGCCACACUCUUAAGGCCCGGGAGAGAGUGGUCAGAGCCACUGCUGGGUGAAGGGUGGAGCCCAGGGCCAAGUAGGCUUUAAUCAAAUCACCAUCCAAACGCUUUUCCAUAGGCUCUCUGAGAUAUGCCAUGGAGUCAAUAGGAAGCGUAGUUUUCUUUGCCAUAUGGAUCACGGCAGCAUCAAUCUUAGGAACUGAAUCCCAUAGGCAGCAGUCCACGGCAGAGAAAGGAUAGAUCCUUGUGAAUUUAUUUUUCAAUGUGGAUUUCCUUUUAGGCUUAUUCCAUUCUUGGACGAUUAUGUCCCUGAUAGAGGAAUGCACCGGGAAGGUAGGUCUAUUCAGUUUUAGGUCCUCAAAGAAUCUGUUAAUACAGACUUUUCUUCCGUGAGACUAAGAGUGUCAUUGAGAAGGGUAAUAAGCCUAUCAAUAGACUUCGAGUCAAGAGACCUGGAGGUAUAUUCAAUUUCCUCCUCACCAUCAUCCGAGACCUCCCAUACAUCAGGGUCUUCUCCAGAGCUGGAAGACUGAGGUUCCGCUCUGCGUCUCUUACUCGGCCCACUAGACACCGUGGUGGACUUAAAGCCCUCAGCAAUAGCUUGGGAAAUCCAGAGCUUAAGGUCGUCUUGUGGGGAACCCCCACUGGGGGCAUGUGCCGCUUCCAAUAAGCAUUCCCUGCAAAGGUUCCUCCCAUGUGGAGCAGGUGACGAACAAUUGAUGCAUUUGUUGGACUUUUCCCUUGAUUUUCUCGCUGGAGAACCCAGAUGCUUGCUAGGGCUGAAGUAAAGCCAUAUAUAAACAUAUAUUACAGGCUUAGCUUGGCACUCUUUUAACAACCCCCCACAAAAAAAAAAUCAGUGGCUCACCUAUGUUUUCUAGAGAGGGAUCUUGCAGAGGCAGAGGGAGAAUCCAUACUACAAACGAGAAUGAAAGGAAAGUCAAAACACCAUUCCCAAUAAAAAGGACCAGAGGCAAACUGACAAGACACACAGAAGAACUAGUAAUCAUACCUUAGAAUGACAGAAAAAACCUACAGGCAGCCAAGAACAACAGCAAAGGAAGGACUGCAGAGCAACCAGGACUAAAGGUGCAGCAGAACAGCUGAUGCAGAGCACAGGCAGAGUGCCUGUAUCAAUCAGUUUAAAUAGAGCCGGGAACGCCGGUCUGUGCAUGCGCAGGCCGCUGGAACGCACGCCAUGCGUUCCAAAUGCUCGCGGACCGGAAAAACAUCACUUCCGGUUCACCGGCCGGUCGUGACGUCACUUCCGCCUGCUGGAACGCACGCCGCGUUCCAGCCAACCACGCCGGCCAUACCAGGAGCCCCCAGGUAACAACCCAGGGAACCUCUGCUUCAGCAGAGAGGGACAGACCCCCAGGAAUCCAAGACAGCAGUACCAAGUAAGCAAAACAGGCUCCCCCACAGGAGGAGUCCCAUAGUAUGGAUUCUAAACACUGCCACCAAUGCCACGGGGGGUAGGGGGGGAUAUUUUAGACCGCAAUUUCUAGGGGCAAGACAACAGCAAGGGUGAUUUUUAAGGAGGACCAACCCCAUAUUAACAGAUUACCUGUAGCUGUGUUUCCCUCAGAAUACCAAAUCCCACGCAGCAGUUCAGUACUUACACUGAACCUGACCCAGUUAGUCCUGCUCAUGCAGGCUGUUUACUCUGUCCUUCAAAUGAAGAGAGGCUGAACUUCACUUGGAAUGAACCCACGACAAACGCAGGAAGGUGGCCAGAAAACAAAAUCUAAAAGGUCCUGUAGAACUUGCUAAGGACAGGAAAAAAGACUGAGGUGUAAGGGGAGGAGGGACUCUUCAUACCUAUCAGUCUAAUUAAUUAAUCUAAUUAAUUCCUGUCCUGUGACUGCUAAGGGAGGAGCUACCCAUAAGUGAUGCUGCCAUGAUUAGCCAGGAAAUGUAUAUUCCAUACCAUAUCUGACAGCCAUUAAAUUAAAUUAAAUGUUUGACGUUGCUGUGCUUUGUUUACCGUUUGGUGAAAUGUAAUGACUCUGACUAUAUUCCACUUUUAGUUAUAUAGUCUAUAGGAUUGCUGUGAAUUAUCAUGUGUGGGGACAUUUAAAGUCACUUUUGCCACAUUUCCUGCUGCCUAAUGGAACAGUAAUAUUUUGUUGUUUUGGCCUUUGAAGAGUGAGAUUUUUUUCAUCCUUCAAAGAUCUCUAACCUAUUCUUUCAUAUAUGAUAUGGCCUCCUUAUUAUAUAUUCCUCGCUGCUAAACUUGGUCUCUGUUAACGCACAGAUAGGGAAAUAUUGAUUCAUAUUUAAAAUUAAAAUCUGCCUAAAACAUGUGUCUGUCACCCCUUAAUUCCACAUACAGAACAAUGCUUUUUAAAUUUUUUUAAUUUUAAUGUACCCAUUUUAGGCAUGAAAUGUUUUGUAUGCCGAUGUGUUCUGUGUGAUAAAUUUGCUUUCUGUAACCUGUGUUGUGUAUAGUAUUUCCACUUCAGGAAGACUCAUUUACACACAAAGUGAAGAAGACAGCUGUAUCAGACAGGCUUACUGGGUGACUAAUGCCUGCGAUGUAUGCAAAGCACACAUUAAUCAAUGCCUCUGUCUGACAAAAAUGCAAAUGUACAAGAUAUUUAAUGAGGAUAGACCCGAGGUUCGACAUUGUGUAAACCUCUUCUAAAACAAACCAUAUCCUUUUUAACACCAUAAACUUAUAUUCGAGUCACAAAACGAAUGCAACAUUUUGGUCAAAAUGGGUAGGCUGGGGGUAAAUCGACUGAGCUAGUAACAUGUCUGUUUUGGACUAAAUGGUGCAAAUCUGUUACUAACUCACUGCAACAAGCUGUAGUAAACCUUGAAUAUAACUGGCAUCUUUAUACAAUGUCUCUACAUACAAUGUACAUAAUGUCUGGUGGUUUCCUUUCUACACCUCUGGGCACAACAACAGUCUACGUCUGAUAAGUAUCUCCAGUGGAACACAAUUAGAAAAUGUCUUUAUCCUGGACUGUUGGUAUGCCUUGGGGACUAGGUUGGGAAUGACUAUGUAAUUGUGUUCAGAUUUAGUGAAAUAAAAAUGCUACUAAUGCAGAGGAAACUGAACCAUUGUGCUACAAAUGUGCUAACUCCAGUUCGGUCCAAGUCUUAAGUCACACACAAAGCCAUCUAUUUGACACUCCUGAGCUCCAUCCAGUGGUCAUCUUGAGUGCUGCAAGACAGAUAAAUCUAGAUUAGCACUAAUAUAGUAACACACAAAGGCCUUUACACUUUUAUAUUUUUGAAUACGCUUUUCAAGUGAUUUAAUAUUUUUUGGGAUAAACUAAAUUAACUAAAAAAAAUAUUAAAAUAUCAAAAACUAAAUCAAAAUAUUAAUUCAUUUUUAAAAGAUUAGCCCAAAAAAAAAAAAAUAUUUUGGAAAAUUAAUCUUAAAUUAUUAAAUUAAGCCAAACCUCAUUCAAAUAAAUGUAUGAUUUAUUUUAUUAACAGUUACCUGCAGUAAAAUGAUUGCACACUCUUGCUCAUCUACUCAUCUUCCCAUACAAACACCAUUAUCUUACUUUAAUAACAGUCCGAGAUCAACAAUCAUUGCCAUUGUUGUUUUAUUAUAACCAUGUAUUGUCUUUUGUUGACUUUAGCUUAGAGUUCUAGGAUGGAUAGCUACAGAGCUGCUAACAAGCUGGCACAAGCAGAUAUACAAGUUGAUGAAUAACCUCUCUUGAGCGCUUUUGUUCUUUCAGUGUGCAAAGGUGAUGGUGUAUUUUGCAUUUAUCUUAUCUCUUGCUUCACCCUGAACAGCUGGAUGUGAACCGUCUAAUUCAGACCCUUUGGAUGAGCCAACAAAUGAACCUUCCUCACCAACCCAAAGAAUUUCCAUGGAAACACCCGGUUUGGCAGAGAAGAAGAUGGUUGACCCAAAGGGUCCAGGUCCUUUUUUUUAUAUAGGAGGCAAUAACGGGGCCCAGCUGUAAGUACUUAAAAAUUAUGUUUAAAAUGGUGUUUAAUUUCUGAUUCUCUCCGUAAAACCCUCAACCUUCAUAGAGAGUCAGCAAUUUACAGAAUAUUUUCCACUUUUAAACCAAGGUUGAGAAAAAUGCAUAUUCCUGGACUAAACCUUAACUCCCAUCAAGAUAAGCCAUAUUACAUUACUCUACUACCAUGAUUCCAACAUCAUAUGUUGAGGACAAAAUUGUAAUGCACCUUAAAUUAUUGUCACAAUAGAAAAAACAGUAACGUUUGUGUACGAAUGCACGGACUAAUUUAUAUUCGAAUCUCUUAGUAAUUCCAAAAUAUAAUUUAUAGUCACUGUUCCACAUAAAAUACUACUAGCAUACAUAAGAAAAGAGCAAAUAAAUGAAUCUGUUCUGUAUGCUGCUUGCAACAGUAUUUUAUUUAUGUAAUAUGUAUCUAAUGUUAUUCACGUAGAACCCUCUUUGGGUUUUCUCUACAAACUCCAGAUGAGGGUGUGAAGGGUGUCAGAAUAUCCUCUAAUUCACUACACAGUAUUCAGAUCUGAAUUUCACAGAUCACAUAAGAUUAAUUGCCAUAAAUAUUUAUGUCUAUCUUAAGGGUACACUAUAGAUGCCCAGACCACUUCAUCUUAUUGAAGUGGUCUGGGUGUAGUGUCCCUGUCAAUAUGGCGCUGCAGUUGCAAACAUUGCAGCCACUAGAGGCGCUUCCUCAAGCUUCACAGAGUUUGACUCUGUGAAAUGCUGUGCAUGAGAAUGCUCAAUGUCUUCAUAAUCCCCAUGUGACGGAACACCGUCACCUAGUACCAUGCCCACAUGUGCCCACUCACUUGCCUGCUUAUUGUUUUCAGGUCAUCAUGCUGGGGAUCUCCCCUUGUUUGCAAAUCAUGUUUGGGCUUGAUUGGAAGAUUGUGCUUUUCCUAUUCUAAAUGUGAUAAAAAUGAGGCUUGAGUAUUAAUUUGUGGGUAGGUAUUAAUGUCUCUUUUGGAUAUGAUAUUGAAACACAAGGGUUUGUUUGUUAUUGAAUGCUAGUGUUUAUUAACAUAUCAAAGGACUUCCAAUCUAAUUGGCGGAGGUAACCAGUAGGGGUACCAGGCCGUCCGCCACAUCCCAUAUGAAAGAAUUGAUUCAAUGUUUUCCUAUGGGGAGGCGUAUGCACACUUGUUGCUCACUGCGAAUGUGCAUUAGGUCCCCCUGUUGGCUGAAGUUGGAGCAAGCGGAUCUCCCAUCAAGCGAGGGACCUUGGCACUGGAAUCAGUAAGUGUAACAUUGUUUAUAACCAUUUAUUUGCCACUGGGGGGCUGCGACGGGGAGGGGGAGGCAGAGAGACACUAUAGUGUUAGGAAUACAGUUUUAAAUUUCUUACACUAUAGUGUUCCUUUAACUGGAAAUAGCUAAAAGUUGUAUUCAAUUAACUGACUACUGACUAUCUGUUAUGCUUGAAAGGUUAGUAUCUCUAAAAAAGCUAUUUAAUGCUUUGCUAAAUCUGCACCUUGCAUAUUAAUGAACAGGACAAUGCACGUGUAAGCAAGCAUAUAAGAUGUCUAUGCUGAUGUGUAUCAUGCUUUUAGAAAUCACCAGAUUUUUUAUCAUAUGAUUAAGCCUUAUAAACAAAAGAAACAGUCUAAAAUGUUAAAAGAAUUACCGAUUGUAUUUUGGAAAUUCAGUUUGACGAAAUCACUACAUCUUAAAAAAAAAAAAAAAAAAAAAAAUUAUAUUUUUUUUAGGUAGUCCGAUAGAUAGGCAUCUUCUGAAUAUUGUCCAUGCAAAAUAAUCGGGAAAUAAUUAAAUAUUAUGUAAAUAUUUAGCAGUACAUUGAUAGGAGCAUUCUCAGUAUUCGGUUCACAGAUCGAGUGAGCAAAAGUAAGCAAUACAGAGAAAAGGAGGGGGGCAGUAAAAUGAACAAAUCUCGAUUCACAUAUUAUAUAUUUUUUAAAUGUAUAAUGUAUAAAUAUACUAAUACAUAAGUAGAGAUUUUUAGUAGUUACUUCUCAUUUGAUCUGUGUAUAAAAUCAACACAUAAGGGCUGCCCCCUAGCAAUCAAUAAUUUUUUUCCCUCAUCAAUUGUCUUUUUAGUUCUGAACGCCAAAUCACGAAUCAAGUGAAAAUGUUUGUCUAUUGUAUGAGCCAUUUGCUCAGUUAUAUGUCCAUAUGGUACUUCGAAUUUACUGAAUUCAGAUGACCUGUCUAUCAGUCUAAAUUCAGACACAUUGUGCCAAAUAUGGCCAAAAACAAGUGUACGGUUCUAGUACGUAUGAUAUGGGUAAUAUUAACCUGUCAUCAUAGUUAUCUAUUUAACGUGAACCUGUCACCCUGACUCUUGUCAUGACUCUUUUAUGUACUUGUUCCUCGGUUAUGAUUAAGGGCAGUGAAGCCCAGAAUGCAUAAGGUGUUUGUUCAUCCUGUCCUGUUUUGUCCUCCACUGUAUCUGCCAUAUAGCAUUUCAAAAAAAUACAAUAAAAAUUUCCAUUUUAUACAUUGUUUUGUGAGCCUCAUAUUACCCCCAGAGCAGUGGGAAAUUAGAUUUUUAAUAUUCAGGUUUACUUUAGACAUUGUAUCUCCACAAGGAGAAUCUUAGAAUCUAAGCACCAUAACCACUCAAGCUCUAUGUAGUGCAGUAUCUGUUUUUUUUAGCAUCUAUUCCAGCUACAGAGCCUGACUUCCCCUGUCAGAUGCCAAGGGCUCAGCAGGGUGGGAGGUUUACUGUCCUGCAAAAGGUUCCUCUUAGACUUAGACCAUCCAAUGUUUGUUUGGUUUCUUACCAUUCUCAGGUUAACCCAGCUGUUCCGUUUGCCUUUAGAAAUAAUAAGUAAAUAAUAAGUAAAUCACCUCCUCCCAUCAAAGAGAUAUGCAACCCACACGAUCCAAAAGUUUACUACACAGGGCAUUUGUAAUUCAAGAUCUCUCUCCAUGGUAACAUGGAACUAUGUGUUUCUAGCGAUCACUCAUAUGGUCUAUAUACAAAAAAAUGUGUUCUUAGAAUUCACAUUAUUCCACAUACCGAACUAUGUCAAUAAGCAGCUUGGAUUGUGAACAAGCAUCGAAAAGACCUUUUUCUUUAUUAUUAAUUUUUUUAACAUUUUAAUUUUUCACUUAAAUUAAGAUGUCAGCCUGCUGAAACCAACAAGCUGUGAAUUAACAGCAAUUUUUCUUUCAAUCGAUACACGGCACGCUAAUAUUGAUUAAACUUGCUGCCUACUUGUAAUUGACAGGGAGCUGGGCUAAUAUUGGUUCAAUCUGUUGCCUGCUCACAAAUGCUAAACAUUAAAAUUGAUUUAGCAUGCUCCAUGCUGAGAUUGUCAAACAGAAAUCUCUGUGCAUUCACAUCCACAUUCACCUUACCCACCUUUACACCUAUGUUAUUCACAUCUAAACACCAGCAAAACCUAGCUACCAUAUUGGGUGUAUCUCCCCAUGACAUAUUUCAGCAAUGUGACUGAUCUAAACAUUUAUUUAAUUUUAUUUUGAAAACAAAGUGUAUGUUUUAUUUAUGUGGUAUAUAUGGAAUUGUUCGCAAAAUAAACAAUUCCCAAUAUACAAAACUCAAUUCUCAAGUGAAAUUGAGACAUAUUAUUGUAUAAAUAUGUUGAAAUUCAUUUGUGAUUGAUCUGGAUAUUUGUCCUAUAACAUAAUUUGUGUAGGACAACAUUUUCCACUUGCAACUCGACUUUGACAAGUUCAAAAUUGUUAUCAAUAGUGAUGUCCCAAACGGUUCGCGAACGGUUCGCCACGGACUCAUCAUUCCAGCCAAUCGGCAGCAGACCCUCCCUCCCAGACCAUCCCACCUCCUGGACAGCUCACUAAGAAUGCAGCUUCAAAAUGGAUGCUGUCCAGGAGGUGGGAGGGUCUGCUGCUGAUUGCCUGGAAUGAUGAGUCCGUGGCGAACCUUUCGGCGAACCGUUCGCGGCAAACCGUUUGCGAACCAUUCGGGACAUCACUAGUUAUCCAUUUAUAGAUGUUCAGUUAGUGUUUCUGAGACACAGAGGUUUUGCUCUCCAACAUUCCUUAUCUCAUGCUGUUAAGUUUUUGUAAUAUCAUGCUGACGUCAGUUAUAAAAGUUUAGCACCUCACUAAGUAGAUAUGCGUGCUGCAAGUUACCACUGUUGUACACCUGGUGUCUCUGAUUAACCAGAUACAAGAAAACCCAAUUACGCUGCUAUGUUAAUUUUAUCAAUCAUUGUUAAGGCCUGGUGAGGCUGUUAUCCAAUAAAUGUUUGUCAAAGUCAUCAAGGCCCUAUCUAUCUUCUUAAUUUUUAUUAAAACAGCAUUGGUACCAUACUACACAUUAGUUUGGAAAAAAAGACUUUGAUAUAUAUCUAAUUUGGGUCGAAUGACAAAAAAGUAAAGAAUAUAUAUGACUAAAAAUAAAAGAUAAAAACAGUAUUUCAAUCUGUCACUUUUCAGUAUUUCAUAAAGAUAUAUUCUUUAUAUAGCAAUGCCAGUAGAAUGGGAUGACAGAAAUGAAAUUCAAACUACCAGGUAGUCAGGUAGCUUCGGAAAAAAAGGAAAACAGAGCUUCGAUUAACAAAGAUACAAAACCAGCUGUUGACCCAGAGUCUUCAAAUGUGAAGGAACACAGCAAUCCAUUGCUGCCCAGUCACAAGAAAGGCCCCUACAAAUGGAAGCAAAAAAUGGGAGACUUUAAAAAAAUGUGGGUGGACAACCAUGUCCUCUUUUUUUUCCCAACUAUGGUCAGUUGGUGGGGGCUAAUUUUUAAAUGGUGGGCCCUAUUGACUUUACCAGCCAUCAUUUAUAGGCAGCGGAUGGUGGCCCUAAUUAUAGUAUAAGGGAGAGAUCUAGUGUCCCCCCCAACCCCAUCCGUGAGUGGUUUGUGAAGGGUUAAAUUAAAUAUACAUUAGAGAACCUAGUGGUAGUAGUAGUGCACCCGUACCAUCACCCUAGGAAGUGAGUGGUGGCCAUAAUUAAAUAUACAAGGGGGUGGACAUGACAAUAAUUCUCCCUCAGGGGGAAUUAGGAAAGUAAACUUACCCCCUACCUGCCUCCUUCUUACUGUAAUAAUAGAGAGAGAGGAGCAGUAAAAAUAAUUUUGUAAAAAAAUAUUAAUCAUCUUCUUUCUUCUUAGUCUUAUUUUUUUAACCCACAAAAAUAGCCAUAAUUAAAUGCAUAAUAACGCAAAUAAAUAUAUAUUGAAAUAAAAACACUCAAUUUGCCAAAAAAACCAAACAAACAAAAAAAAAAAAAUCUCAAUUGAACAAAAAAUAGAUCAAUAUUCAUCUUGUGAGGGCUCCAUGUAAAUUGAGUUUCAAAGUGGAAAAAAGGCGUUUGAAAGGCCUUCACAGGCUUUGAAUUCUCAUUUGCGUGCUCUGCCUGGUGUUUAGUGAAUUUCUCUGGUAGUUAUGAGGGGUAGUGGAUACUUAAAGGAGAACUGUCACCUGAACAAUAUUUUUUAAUAUAAUAGUCCUUUUAUUAAGAUUUGAAAGGAAAUAGAUUCUUUGUUAAAUUAAGUAUUUGUAAAUAAAUGACAAAACCACAUCCCUACGGCAAUUGGCAACAUACAUGUGUCUUCGGUCAGACAGUGUUUCAAUUUGACAGUAAAUCGGUCUGAUGAUGUCACUGUACUGUGCAGGGAGUGAAGCAGGAAAGACUAUAGAGACUUUAUAGAGGUUUUCAAGCACUGCCUGGCACAAGGUGUAUGUAUAGGUGUAUGUAUAUGGCUGACGGAUCCUGUCAUAUACUAAAGGUAGCGGUGACUAUUUCCUCAUUUUUUUUUACAUAUACUUAGCUUUUCAAACCGAAAGAGUCAUUAUAUUAAAGGGACACUAUAGUCACCCAGACCACUUCAGCUCAAUGAAGUGGUCUGGGUGUCAGGUCCCUCUUGGGUUAACCCUGCCUGAUGUAAACAUAGCAGUUUCUGAGAAACUGCUAUGUUUACAUCUUGGGUUAAGCCAGCCUCUAGUGGCUGUCUUCCACUAGAGGCUCAUCGGCAAUGCUUGAGCCAAAUUAUGCCGCAAUCACGCAGAGCGUCCAUAGGAAAGCAUUGAGAAAUGCUUUCCUACGGACACUUUGAAUGCGCGCGCGGCAGUGCCGCGCAUGCGCAUUCGGCGCCGGUGACGUCAGACAAGGAUGCUGACGUCGGCGGCGGAGGAGAGGUAAGGGAGCCUGGCAGGGGAAAAGGGUGAGUAGCUGAAGGGGUUUUAUCCCCUUCAGCGCUGCAGGAGGGGGACUCUGAGGGUGGGGGCACCCUCAGGGUACUAUAGUGUCAGGAAAACCAAGCGGUUUUCCUGACACUAUAAUGUCCCUUUAAAAAAUAAUGUUGAGAUAACAGUAGUUCUUUAAUUAUUAUUGCUAUAUUUAAAAAAUGAAGAAUAAAUAGAUUUGCUACAUAAAGCCACCACUUUUUAUUUCCAAUUCCAAUUCUAACCUGCAGAAUGUUUCUUUUUUUGUUUGUUACAAUUGUUCAGCUGUACAUAAUAUUAUCCUCAGAGACUGUAUAGACGGUGUUAAUACAUACAAUAUAAAUCAAGUGACUGUAUCUGCACAGAGCUUCAUUUAUUACGAGCAAUAGCUUUGUACAAGUUUUUUUUUUUUAAGAAUAAAUAAAACCUGAGGGCAGCACAGUUUUCAGUAAAAAGAUUUACUACGACCUUCAGAAACUUCUACUAUGCUCUUAAGACAUAUUUAGCAAUUCCAUAGGAAGCUCCCUGUAAUUUGCAGCAAAAACAGGAAAGUUAAAGGUGAUUUUUUAAAAAACAUUUUUAUCCUCACCUUUUUUAUAAUGAGUUAUCUAAAUAAAAGGAUAUUCUAUUGCGUGGUGCAUCCCUUUAAAUAAUCAUUUCCGGCAAGCGUAUUUAUUUGCUUUUAAACCAUCUCUGCAGAAAGGUUUCUUUAAUAAAUACAUCUCUAUGUGUCAAACUUCCAACUAUAAAUCGACCAAUAAACAUGAACGUUCUCUGCACAUAACUGAGGACAAAGCUCCCUCUACUGUUCACAAAAGGUAAAGCAAGUGCAUAGUGACUUUCAUUUACAGAAUCCCUUGCUCUUCAACACAACAAAAUCAAAAUCAUUUAAUGCACGUACUAACUGAGACCUUAAAAUUGACUAAACUGAAACAAAAAUGUACUAUAUGGUAUAGAUUGUAAUAUUUCAGUUUCAGUUUUACCACCAAAAAUCAAACUUUGUUAUGUUACAUUAAAACCCCUUCAGUGAAUUACCUGAAUCCAGCGCCAAUGUAGGCUCUGCCUACUCUCCUCCCCCGCUGACGUCAGCUGGCGGGGAGACCUAAUGCGCAUGCGUGGCAAUGGCCGUGAAUGCGCAUUAGACACCCCCCAUAGGAAAGCAUUAUUUAAUGCUUUCCUAUGGGGAUUUUGGCGUCGCUGGAGGUCCUCACAUAGCGUGAGGACGUCCAGCGUUGUUUAAAACACUUUUCGUGUUCUAUGAGGAGAACUUAACCCUGCAAGGUAAAUAUUGCAGUUUAUGAAAACUGCAAUAAUUACACUUGCAGGGUUAAGAGUAUUGGGAGUUGGCACCCAGACCACUCCAAUGGGCAGAAGUGGUCUGGGUCCCUGGAGUAUCCCUUUAACAAACUGCAGUUUAUUUAUUAAUACAUUUUAAUCAAUUUAAAAUAUGCACAUAGUGGCAAAAAAAAAACAAAAAACAGUAGCUGUGGGUGAAGUUAAAAGAUGGAGGGACAUUAACCUCUAUCCCUUGAAAUGGACUCUGUCCCCGGACAUGUUAGGUUCUGUCCACUUAACCCCUGGUACUCGACCUACCUUUCUUGCAUUUGGCAAACAAGUGGUACAUUUAAGACCUAUCUUCUAGGGUGCACAGAGUUUAAUAGUCCAGAAAAGCUAAAGGGUAACAUAGGAACUUCUGUUAGAGCAGACUAUGCAUGUCUAUGAAGUCUAUACCCAAAAGCAACCAUGCUUGCGUGGUGUUUUGCUGCGCAUGUGCAUUAGCCUCCCAAUGUUCUCCAAUUAAAAGCAUUGCAUUGACGAUAUGGUCUAAUUUGAUGAUCACUUUCUUUUCAGAGAAUGGUGGUUUUAACACUAUAGGGUCAGGAAUACAUGUUUGUAUUCCUGACCCUACAUACAUGUUUGUAUUCCUGACCCUACAUACAUGUUUGUAUUCCUGACCCUAUAGUGUUCCUUUAAGCAAUGCUCAAACAUCUUAACUACACCUGUGAAAAGGGAACCAAAUAUAUGAGACUGCAUGAUUUGGCCUUCACCUGGGUAUAUAUAAACUGUCUGUCAUACUAUAUAUACGAUAUUGUGGUGGCAGUCUAUGUCUGCUAUUUCAGUAUUCCUUGACCCUGAUUUAAAUUAAUUAUCUCAACCCUCACCAGUGAUGUGACUGUGAUCUACCGAAAUGUGGAUCUAUCAUGACACAGUAUCCUGAAUUUUUUUUUUAAAUAAAGGUAUCAGUCCAUACAUCAUGCUAAGCUCUUCCCCUAGUAAAAAAAAAAGAAAGAAAUGGUCCAACGUGCGUUUUGGUGCUCAAUGAUGCACCUUCAUCAGAGAGAAAAAUAGAUCCAGUAUAAAAUGAUAUGAUAAAUAUAUAAAGCAAACAGAAGUAGUAUUCUGAGAAUUCAAAGAAAAACAAGAUAAUGGUGUAAUUCUAGAAUAUUUGACUUUGUCUCCCCAGGGUUCUUGCUCAAAGGACAGAAUGAUGGAUUGUCGCACUAAAAUAAAGCUUUACCUUCUGGGAAUUUCUGAAUAUUGAAAGUCGUAUUUAUUUAUUGUUUGGAACAACCUGUAUUUUUUUUCUGUGCCAGGGUGUGCAUUUACCUAUAAACAUUUAUAUAUUUGAAAUAGAUGACUAGCAGUUAAAGUAAUUCACUUUUCUCUUCACCUUGAAUUUAUUUAAUAACAUGUAACUGUACAUUUGUAUAUGAAAUUACAGAUUUUAUUCUAAAAUCUUUCGUUAUUUUAAUUGCCAGCUUCAUAAUUUCGUAAUAUAGAAAGAACCGGACUACAACGGCUCCACCAGUUAUAUCAAAAUGGAGAGGUCGUCCAAUUUGCAUAACUCCAACAAGGCAAUCACUUAACCCCUGUGGAUUUUUUUAGAUAUGUUCAGAUCCGCGAUUUUGCUAGAAGACCACACAUUAAAAUAGCAGUCUUGGAAAGGCUAACCUUCUAUGAGAGGCUUUGCCUGAAUGGGGCAGCCCCCAAGGGUAUGAUCACGCUUUUAUAGGCCCACCUUAGGCAGAAAAUGGAGAAUGGGGAAGACUGACAUAUACAGAUCAAUGGGAGAUGGACCUCGGGGAGGUCUUGGAGGGAAGUGAGUGGCAGGAGAUAUGGGAGGCGAAUGCCACCGUUUCAAUAUGUGAUACUCUCCAGGAGCAAGCAUGGAAAACCAUGCUUAGGUGGUAUACCACGCCAGUAAAACUAUAUAGAAUGCACAAAAUGGACACUGAUGACUGUUGGAGGGGUUGCGGAGCCCGAGGAGCAUACAUCCACAUGUGGUGGGCCUGCCCGAAGUUAUGUAGCUUCUGGAAGUCCGUGGAGGAUCUUUUGAAACAGACGUUUGACCGUCCCCUGGGUAUGGACCUGUUAAAUAGAUCACUGGACGGAUGGACUAGGAGAGAACAGAAAUUAGUACAUAAGAUAACUCUGAGCGCACGCCGUGCAAUAGCAACUGCAUGGUUCUCACCAGAGGGCCCAGAAUUCCUGGGGGUAAUAUCUAGGAUCAGAGAAUGUAGAAUUAUGGAUGACUUGACAGCGAGGGUAAGAGGGACGACAUCGGUAUUUCAAAAAAUUUGGGAACCAUGGGACAACAGUUUAGUGGUAUUGAGCGGAGACUGAUAGGGCCCUUUUUUUGGGGAGGGGGGGUCAGACCCGAAUUAGAAAGACCCCUCCUUAAGAGGGAUACAAUUAUCGCGCUGUCAUUGCAGGGGUCUCUGCCCUCCCCCCAGCCACCCCUUCUCACCUCUUUGCUCACCCUUGCUUGGCUAUAUAUUUUCUUUCUCUUUCUUUUUCUUAGAAUUUCAUACCUUUUCUGUCUGCUCUGUUUUUGUUCUUCUUUUUUGAUCAUGCUGUCGGUGGAACAAGGUAGCACAUGAGUAAGAUUAGUUAUUGAAUAGAAUGGGCUACUUAUAUCGCCUAAAUGCCUGUCCUUGUUUAAAAUAAAAACCCUCAGUAGACGGCAGGUGCCAAUGGUUUUUAAGGAAUGGGCAUGUAUUGUAAUUGUUGAACUGCAUUAUGUUUCCAAGAAUUGUAUUCAAGUUGGCUUCUGUGUAAGCCCAAAAGUGGUUGUACGCUUGCUAUAUCUAUUGAGUGAAAAAUAAAGAAUAAAAAAAAAAAAUAAUAAUUGCCAGCUUCAUUAUCUGCAAUCUGCCAUGUAUGCUUAAAAACAUCUUCUCCAAUUAUAAGAAACCACGAGGGUUCUUUUUCUUUACAAAGCAGAUAUUUUAACCCAUAGGAUUUUUUUAAAAUUUAAAGUUACUUCUUUUAGUCACAAGUAGUGAAAUAAAAUUAAGUUAGGUCAAUUUAGAAAAUGUUGGACGUGAACAAAGAUUAGGAGAAUCUGUAUAUAAGUAGAUGCACAUUUCUAUGUAUUUAAACAAUUUCAAAGUAUUUAUAAAUAUAUUUAAAGAUAUACGGAUAUGUUGCUGCCUUAAAUCCUGUCCGUUUCUCAAUUUACUUUUAUUUAAAGAAAGAACACUGCAUAAAUUAUAGACGAGCAUCAUGAUAACUUUGCAUCAUUGUAAUGUUGUUAUGGUACAGAGAGUAACAUUGCUCCAGUAGCCAUGCUAGAAUGACUUAGAACUGGAGAGAUCUGAAAAAACCUGCUCCAGCCUAAACAUUGUUUCAAUAAGUGAUAUGAAAGGAAAAAUUCCCCAUUUACUACCCAAAAUGCAUAUAACUGUGCAGCAUUAAUUCUCACUUGUGUGCGUUGCACAUUUGUGUCAUGCGCGAUUUGGAAGGACAUGUCUUCUCUCUUCCCUAUAGCUCUGCUGAUAUUCUCCCUAUUGCGCUAUUGGAGUCCAGUAUGAAUCAGGUGUAAAUGAGGAAUCUGCCACCAGGAAUGAUAGGCAAGAGUUGGGGUUCCUUGGGAGGAGAAAACUGGUGGGAAGUCUGCAGAAAAACAAGAUGCUGGAGAGGAAGAGAAAAUGUAAAAGGAUGGGAAGACAAAGAUACAUGGAAAAAUGUGUGAGAGGGCACACAUGGAGAUGACAGAACUGCAAACAGGUCAAAAGGGAGUAGAUCAUGCCAGUCAUUGGGUUUAUAAUCUUGAAGUUGGAAGGAAGUGGCUGGAGUGAGUGGAGUGGAGUGGAAGCAGUGAAUACUGGACCAUAGCUAUGACUUAUGUUUGACUUUAUGUUUCCAAGUUGCUAAGAUUAAUCUAGUCUGAUUCCACCCGAUGAUGAUUAAAGGACCACUAUAGUGCUAGGAAAACAUACUCGUUUUCCUGGCACUAUUGUGCCCUGAGGGUGCCCCCACCCUCAGGGUCCCCCUCCCGCCGGGCUUGAUGUAGAGGAAGGGGUUAAACUUACCUCUUUCUCCAACGCCGGUCGGGGAGCUCUCCUCCUCCUCUCCUCCCUCUUUUCCUCCUCCUCUGGACGCUGGCAUCUUCUCACUGUAAUUUUCACAGUGAGAAGCACGCAAGCGCCUCUAGCGGCUGUCAAGAGACAGCCACUGGAGGCUGGAUUAACCCUAAUAUAAACAUAGCAGUUUCUCUGAAACUACUAUGUUUAUAAGAAAAAGGGUUUACCCUAGCUGGACCUGGCACCCAGACCACCUCAUUAAGCUGAAGUGGUCUGGGUGCCUAUAGUGGUCCUUUAAUGCGCUCUUUGAUAAGAACACAUUUGAUUCAUUUAUUAAUCGCUAGUACCAUUAUUCUGCUUAAAUGGUCACUAUAAGACAACUUUCAUGAUUGGAUAGCUAAUGGUACAAAGAGCACACUGUGCCUGUUCUGAGCUCUGAGAGUGUCUGAGAUUUGUAAACAAGAUAAUCACUCAGACUGCCAAUCAGGUAGCUGGAAUUCUCUGUUCCAGAUACCGGAUAUCACUUUUGUCCAGGUUCUGCAUGUAGCUUGAGCCUACACAACUUGGGCUGAACUUUCUCUUCAUCCAGGAGAAAGAGUUAAUCAUUGGACCAUAGAUGGGCAGAUUGCAACUCUGUGGGUCAGUACACAUAGGGUGGUUCACUGUGCAUCACUCCUCAUCCUUUGUGAUUGGAUUGCAAUGUACCCCUAAGUUUCAUAGUCUUCACCCUUUUAUUCUAAGUAGUUGAAUGCUUGAAUGAACAGACAAUUACUAAAGCACCUGCAGUAAUGGACAGACAGAAUUUUAAGAGCUGCCAACUAACACGGCAAUGUGUGUCUAUUUUGACGAUUUGACAUUUGUCCACUUCAAAUUAUGAGGUACAAAGUAUUACGGAGAUAUAUAUCCAGGUUUCAGGAAUCUACUGUACAGGAGAUGCAGCUUUUCUGGGAAGUAUCGAUUUGGAAUAAUGACCAGAUCAGACAUGUUAUGGCAUUUUCAAUGUUAUCAGCAGUUAUCUUAGGAAACAGCCCACCCUGCUGAGCUUCCUCUUUCCCAUGCCAGUCCUGGGUUUGUUUGAGAAUGCCACAGGACCAACAUUGGUAAAAAUAGAAAUCUGCAAUGUUUUGAACUUGCGUUUUAAAGUGUUUUUUCAAAAGAGUAGCCAGGUAAAUGGAUAAAGAGAUAAAAAAGAAGUAAACCUAACACAUUAUGUGUGUGUGAAGACACUUAGUCAUAGGUUUGUGACUGAUAGCUAAAGGAUCUUGUUUUCUUUAUUUAGGGUAAGUGAUUACUUUAUGCGAAGAGGUUGGCAGCGCAUUCAUGACAACAAGAGAGAAGAUUAUAGAUUGAAAUGGUGUGAGGCCAAGUGCUCGGCAACGUAUUGUACAUUUCGAGACGGUAAGAGAACAACUUAUAAUAAAUACUUUGAUUACUUACAUAUAGAUUCAAUUAUGCAUUUUAUUAUUUGCAAUAAAAUGAAGAAUGCAUAGACAACUGGCCAAUAAACAGUUAUUGGUGGCGAACUGAUCAGAAGCUAUAACAGUCUAAGGCAAAAGGAAAGGUUUUUUUUUACCGUAAGAACAAUUAGGAUGUGGAAUUCUCUGCCUGUAGAAGUGGUUGUAUCAGAGUUCGUACAAACGUUUAACCCCUUAAGGACACAUGACAUGUGUGACAUGUCAUGAUUCCCUUUUAUUCCAGAAGUUUGGUCCUUAGGGGGUUAAACAGCUACUAGAUGUGUACUUGCAAAAACAUACUUUUCAAUUAUAUAAUUUUUCAACCGUGGGGCAAUAGCUUCUUGAGAACAUCCAGAGAAGGCUGAACUUGAUGGACACAUGUCUCUUUUCAGCCUAUGUAACUAUAUGUAACAGAUAUGUUGUAAAUGUUGUCCAGCUAUGAUUUGGUUCUUUUGUAUUUUACAAGUCUAACAAGGUACAGGCAUCGUUCCUCGGACCUCCCUUUCCAGUUGACAUGUUGUUCUUCCUUUCAGCCUACUUACCACCUAGCUUGUUUGAACAGGGCCCUCUCCAUCUACUGUAAAAUUGCAAAAUACUCUGGAAUGUGUUAGGACUAUUAUAAAAAAAUAUAUAAUCUUAAUAAUAACAAUAAUAAUAAUAAUAAAAAUGAGUUUAUUAUGUUUGAAAUUCUGUUUCCAGCUUAUCAUAAACUACUGUUUAGUGAAAAGGUCACACUCUGACUAAUGUUUCACAAAGGAUCUACUUGGCUAAGAGUGUUAAUGAGAAAUAUCCGAUUAGCAAUUUGUCUUUAAAUCACUUCUAUUCCAACACUGCUGGAAACCUAAUUAAAAUGGGACUUUUCUUAUUAAAAAAGAGAUUUUUUUAUCUACAUCUUUACAUGGAGUGAGCAUGCGAUUUCAUACUUAUCAACAACAUAUAUAACACUUUAUUGCAUAAUGACCUAAAUUCCAGGGAUUAUAAUACAUUUCCUGCUUACAUAUGGAGACUCACCAAGAUUCCAUUAGCAACAUUUUGAAUUGCCCAAUCAUUUGGCGAAAAUAUUCGUUCCACUGGAAACGAUACUGCUCCCUGAUGUCACACUUAUUCUGGGAUGAAAUGUAUAAAGGCACCCAGAGCGGUAAUACCUGUUAUUAUUAUUAAUAUGGUUAAAGCAUCAAGCUAACUGUUAAAUUGGAGGAACUACCCAUAUUCGAACAAAGAGUCUGCAAUGACAUAGUGGCUGAAACUAUUUAAUAUACCGUGCUUUAUGUGAUCUACUUUGCAGUGAAAUGCUUAUUAGAGUAUACCUGCCACCUAGUGGCCAGUUUAAACAUGACAUAUCAAUGGAAAGCCCACUGCAGAUUCAAAUAUUCUCUAGUACAGGGGUAGGCAACCUAAUGUUGUAGACUAUCUCUCCCCUGAGCAUUAUGGCUGUAAGAGCAUUAUUGGAUAUGUAGUCAACAACAUGGUUAUGGUUUGCAUGGUUGCCUACCCAGGCUCUAGUUAGUACUGUCUUAACCUGGUGUGCAAUGCAGAUAUAAUAAGAGGGCAAUUAAAUCAUAUGGUUUUCAUAUACUGUAUAUUUAUUUUGCGCUGCGGAAUAUGUUGGUGCUGUAUGAAUAGCUGUAAAUGCUAUAUAUAUACAUGUCCUGACAUCAUCUAGAGAGCUUAAUUCUGGUACAUGCUAUACUGGUUUUAUUUAUCACGAUAAUAAUACAAAUAAAUAUAAUGGUAUUAAUAAACAUAUUUAAAUGAUGAUCAUUUUAUAUACUCAGAAAUUGUUUACAUUAUUUUGGUUAUAUUAAAGGGACAAUAUAGGCACUCAGAUAACUUGAUCUCAAUGAAGUGUUGUGGGUGAAGUGCGCCUGUCAUUUUUGCCCUUAAUGUAAAACAUUGCCAUUUAGUAGAUAUGUUCCGUAGACCUUUUCAUUGCAGAGCUGACUCCCUGACAGCCACUGCAGGUUCUUUCCUCUGUGAGAAUUGAGUCAGACUUAGUUCUCAAACAUAACCUCCAUUGAUAGCUCUCAUCAAGAGCAUUUGAUUGGAGGAGUGUGGCGAUUGCCGCACAUAUGGUACUCAUCCCCAGUGCUUCUGUGAGAAGAACUGGAUUGGACGAGAAGAUGAAGAAUCAACACAUGUGGUAAGAGCAGGUGGCUGCACUGAGUAAGUUGUGGAACCGGAAAAACCGCGGCACGCCUAUGUAUAUUGAGACCGGCAGGGGAGAUCUCAGGAUCUCCCCUGUCGGCUCAUGCAGAGCCGGCGCUAUCUGAGAGCCGGCUCUGCUCUCAGCCUCCCUCCCCACUGACCCACAUGCAGGGAGGGAGGCAGGAGAGGACCCGGCGGAGCUAUUGCCGGCAGCUCCGCCGGGUUCCUUCACGGCAAUGCUCAAAUCUCUCUCCACUCACCACUGGAUGGAAUCAGCAGCACGAUCCCCCCUCCCUACAAAAGGUAAGAAGGGAGGGGGGAUAGCAAGUAAUGUACCCCCCAACUCCACCACCAACUAACAGGACACACACAUACAGCACCCACAGACAUACAGCACCCACACAGCACCCACACACAUACAGCACCCACACACAUACAGCACCCACAGACAUACACAGCGCCCACAGACAUACACAGCACCCACAGACAUACAGCACCCACACACAUACAGCACCCACACACAUACAGCACCCACACAUACAGCACCCACAGACAUACCACAGACAUACAGACAUACAGCACCCACACACAUACAGCACCCACACACAUACAGCACCCACAGACAUACACAGCACCCACAGACAUACUGCACCCACAGACAUACACAGCACCCACACACAUACAGCAACCACAGACAUACAGCACCACAGACAUACACAGCACCCACACACAUUCAGCACCCACAGACAUACAGCACCCACAGAUACAGCACCCACAGACAUACACAGCACACACACAUACAGCACACACACAUUCAGCACACACACAUUCAGCACACACACAUUCAGCACCCACAUACAGCACUCACAGACAUACACAGCACCAACAGACAUACAGCACCCAUACAGCACCCACAGACAUACACAGCACCCACAGACAUACACAGCACCCACAGACAUACACAGCACCCACAGACAUACAGCACCCACACAUACAGCACCCACGGACAUACACAGCACCCACAGACAUACAGCACCCACAGACAUACAGCACACAUACAGCACCCACAGACAUGCACAGCACCCACAGACAUACACACCCACACAGCACCCACAGACAUACAGCACCCACAGACAUACAGCACCACACACACAUUCAACACCCACAGACAUUCAGCACCCACAGACAUACACAUAACCCAGACACAUACAGCACCCACACACACAUACACACAGCACCCACAGACAUACACAGCACCCACACACAUACACAGAAACACACACAUACAGCACCCACAGACAUACACAGCACCCACACACAUACAGCACCCACAUACAUACAUAACCCACAGACAUACAGCACCCACAGACAUACAGCACCUACAGACAUACACAGCACCCACACACAUACAGCACCCACACACAUACAGCACCCAUACACAGCACCCACAGACACACAUACAGCACCCACAGACAUACACAGCAACUCCACAGACAUACACAGCACCCACACACAUACACAGCACCCACACACAUUCAGCACCCAUGGUGACAUACACAGCACCCACACACAUACAGCACCCACACACAUACAGCACCCACACACAUACAGCACCCACAGACAUACAGCACCCACAUACAUUCAGCACCCACAGACAUACAGCACCCACAGACAUACACAGCACCCACACAUAUACAGCACCCACAGACAUACACAGCACCCACACACAUACAGCACCACAGACACAGCACCCACAGACAUGCACAGCAGCCACACACAUACAGCACCCACAGACAUACACAGCACCAAUACACAUACAGCACCCACACACACAUACAGCACCAUCACAAACACACACAGCACCCUCACACACAGCACACAAACAGCACCCUCACACACACACAGCACACUAACAGUACCCUCACAAACACAAACAGGACCCUAACAAACACACACACAGCACACUACCAGUACCCUCACACACAAACAGCACCCUCACACACAGUACAUUAACAGCACCCUCACAAGCACGCACACACAAACACCCUCACCCACAUAGCACACUACCAGCACCGUCACACACACAUCACACUAACAGCACCCUCACACAGCACACACACACAGACAGCAGUGUGUGUAUGUGUGUAUAUAUGUGUAUGUAUAUAUAUAUAUAUAUAUAUAUAUACACAUAUGUAUAUAUAUAUAUAUAUAUAUAUAUACAUACAUACAUAUAUAUAUAUAUGCGGCGUGUGUUGUGCUUUAGGGUGCACACCCUAAUGCAAUAGGCUGCGCACGCCUAUGCACAGAUCACUCACAGAAACAGAGCCCAGGGCUCUAGGAGGGGACCCCAUUCUGGAACCCUGUCUAGGGCCUACAAUGCAAUACAAUACAGGCUACUGUGGUACUUGAAUCUAUAAAUGGCCCCUAAUUAAAACAGAAACGGACAAAAAUUGCAGCUUAAUAAUUUGGCAAUGCAAUCAAUAAUGAUCUAACUGGACUGGGUUCUAACUGCAGUAUCUCAGAAUCACGGGUUUCAUUCCUGCCAGGGCCAGCUGAAUUUCUUUUAUCCUUCAAUAGAGGUUGAUAAUAUUAGAACCAUUGAGAAGUGUAAUGAUAACAUCUAUACUCCAGGGUGUACUUGAAAACAAAAUUUAUAUUUUCUGGUUAAAUACAUUGACGUUAUUAAAAGCUAUUUUAUGAUUUAUAACUUACUGUCUCUUUGUGUUUUUAAGGUGAGCAAUUGGUAUACCAAAUACCUAAUAAUAAACUCCUGACUACAAAAAUUGGCCUCUUAAAUAGCCUGAGAGAGUAUGAAAGAGUUAUGAUCAAGAUCAGCAAGCUCGGGAACCCUCGGUGAGUACAUAUUGCACAAGGACUCUGCCCUACAUGGGAACAUGUAUUAUAGACAAAUGCAGUUAUACAACUUUUCUCUUUGCAUACAUGAAAUAAAGAGUAAAAAAUAUAUAUAAGCAAUUGCAUUUGCUUAUACAUUGAUCAAAUUAAAAAAGGCAGACAUACAUAUUAAUGAGAUCAUUAAAUAUCACAUUGCAGCUUAUCCUUAAGUGCUUACUCAUAAGUGCAGUUCUUUAUCCAUACAAUUAUAUAAAUCUAUGGUCUACAACUGUGCUCUGAAUGGGAGUUUUACAGAAAUAAUUGCCCUUAAGUUUUAAAAGGAUAUGAGUUAUUUUGCUGACCGGGUUAUUCAUUAAAGGGCGACUUAUCGAGAAUUUUAGACCAAACUAAUUGAAAUUAAAUUGUAGGUGAAUUGAAGAAUUGUUCCUUUUUGGAUAUUUAACUUUGAACACCUGUCAAAUCCAACAUUAUUGAGUAACACUGUAAGUAUUAGAUAGCAUGGAACAGUGUCAAAUAUGCAGAAAGUAUAGGAAAAUAUGUACACAUAUUAGUAUUAUUUAUUUAUACAGACCAACAAAUUCUGCAUUGACACUAUAUUUAAAAGGAUCAAUAUUUUGUUUGACAGAUGGAAAUCAAUAUGUCCACAAGCUUAUGAUGUAGAUGACAAAUAUAAAGGUAUUGUGCUUUUUUUGCAUUUUAAUCACAUCAUAUCUAUCUUGCCCCUGGUCAGGAUCCUCAGAAUAGACGAUUUUUUCCCUGAAACUUUUCGUAUGGAUAUUGCAACUGAGAGAGACACAUUCUUUUCUCUUAAUGAAGGUGAGAACUCUUACUUCUACUGAGAGACUGCCUUCCAAAAAUAUGUUCUACCAACCAGGGAAGUAACAAAACUGCAGGGAGUGUGAUGUUCAUAAUUUCCCUCUACUGGACACAUCACCUCCCAUUUUUGUCAAAUUCUAUUGUUAAAUUUAGUAAAAUAAGAAUAAUUAAUAACGUGCAUUAUGAACGAUGUGACUGUGGCUUUGUAAUUUUGUUUAACAUACACAAAUGCAAAAAUAUUGUAUUACCUUAUUACUGCAUGUAUCAGGGAACACCAAGUAACUAUAUGACAAAGCACAAUGAAACUAGUGCAAUUUAUAUUCUCAUAGCAGCCACGUUAGUCAAACCAUGUUAUUGGAAAACUGUCACUGUUCCAUCGGUUGGGGAGGUUAUCUCAUUAGUAAUAGAAAAUAAAAGCUACAAACUAGCUACUAGGUCAUUUACUCCUUACCUGGUGGCAUUGAAUAGGGAUUGAAUGACGUCGGAGACCUUCAAUCCUUACCAUUAUCAUCAGGAUGAAAGAUAAAUCUACAGUCACAAUAAUCUAGCGGGGGGAGAGAUUGUUUGUAAGACAAGUGGCACAAAUUUUUCUUUGUUGGCACAGAUCUUAAAUUUUAAAUAUAUCUAUAUUGCCCACACCAAGACCAUAAUUUUAAAUGCUGGUGGUAUCUCUGAGAAACUACUUUCAAAAAAAAUGACAUCAGUAUCCUUUAAAAUACCUGUUAGUUGAGUAUUUGCAUGUUUUUUUUUUUUAUUUGUCACUCAUACAUUAUGUAACAGCUCCCAUGUCAAUUCCUCAGUAAGACUGUGUCAUCUCCUAAAGGUUAUAUCCCUAGACCCCACACAUGGUUUAGUUGUAGCAGUUUACCUGUUUUUAUUUUUGCUGAAUUGCUUUGAUAGCUGUAAACCAGUGCUUUUCCAAGAUAUAUCCUUUAGGAAUUAUCUGGAUUUUCCUUCUAACCACAAAUCUGGUUCCUGACUUCUUGUGUAGUGUUUUUUGUAAAAUAAAGGUUCAAACUGAAAUCCAGCAUUGUAACCCAAGAAUUUAUCAACUGCAAUAUUUUUCCAUUGUCUAGAAAGUCAAACAUGGAUCUGCAAACCCACUGGUCUGAACCAAGGACGGGGAAUUUUUUUGUUAAAAACUCCUGAGCAAAUCAAAGACCUACGAUGCCAACUGCAAGCCAUGGACGAUGACAACAAAAAGGCUCCACACAAGGGUCCACAAGCCAGAAUCGUGCAGAGGUAAAAUACACAAGUGUGAUGCUGAUUGCUUUCUACAAUUCAAAGAGACACUCUAAGCAACAUAAGUAAUGGUUAAGUUAUUAAUAGUCAAAAUUUUAAUUCAGUGUGAUGUCUUAUGACUAUUGCUGAGCUGCAUAAUUUUGAAAAAGUCUACAACUCAGCUAUAGUCAUGGCUUGGCAGUCUUAAACCAGGGUUAAUUUUGAUGGCAAAUUUCAAUCUAGUUUUAGUCUUUUGACUAAAAAGCCAUUUUAGUCAUACGUUAGUCAUCGGAAUAGUUAUAGUCAACUAAAUCUUCACUAGAUUUUAGUUGACAAAACUAAAAUCUUAUGGGUUUAGUUAAAGCCUCUAUCUUUCUAUUUUGCCCCUUCCCCAGCCUCUCUGUGUCUCUUUGUGACCCCAAAGCCCUUUGGGUGUCUCUCUCCAAUGCCCCAGUCUCUCUCUUUUGCCCAUUCCUCAGCCCCUCCUUAUCCCUCCCCCAAGCUCCUGUCUGUUUUGUCCUUUCCCCAGCUCCUCUGUAGCUCUUUUUCCUCCCAGCCCUCUGUGUGUCUCUUUCUCUCCACAGACUAAUUUGUGUGUGUCUUCCUCUCAGCACAUUGUAUUUUUCUCCCCCAGGCCCUCCAUGUUGCUUUGUGUGUGUCCCCAGCACCUUUGUGUCUCUCAUCUCCCCCAGUGUGUCUCAUUCCCCCAGUCCCCCAUGUGUCUCAAUUCCUCCACCCAGGCACACCACGUGUGUCAUUCCACCAAAGCCCCUCUUUGCGCUCAUUCUCUCCUAGUGCCUCCAUGUGUCUCAUUCUCCCUGCCCUCUCAUGUAUCUCAUUCUCCCAGCCCCCAAUGUGUCUCAUUUCCCCAGCUCCCUCAUGUGUCUCAUUCUUCCAGCUCUCUCAUGUGUCCCAAUCCCCCAGUCUUCCAGGUGUCUCAUUUCCCCAGCUCUCUCAUGUGUCUCAAUCCUCCCGUCUUUCAUCUGUCUCAUUUCCUCUCCUUUUGGCGGCAAAUUUCCAUUUAGUUUUAGUCAUAGUAUUUUGACUAAAAAAGCCAUUUUAGUUUUUGCCGUAUUUUAGUGAUCUGAAUUGUUUUAGUUGACCAAAACGACAACAUUUUAAAUAUGUUAAAAAAAUUGUUAGUCGAUGAAAUUAACACUGGUCUUACCCAAUAAUUUUGUUAUUUAGGCUUUCGUUUAGUACAAAUCUUAGUUUAGUAAAUAGCCCACUCUGUGUGCUAACUACUUGCAUAUACAGGGUUAUUCAGUAAAGUGAGAAUUGCUGGGAAUAUAAAACAAAUUCAAAUUUAAUGUCAAGGCAUCUAUACUAGAAGAAUAGUUUAACUAUUUGGGCCUUAAAGUGGCACUGUCUUGGCUGCAUCCAUUUUUUUUAACCCCCAAUAGUGCCCCUAGUCACUCCCAAAUGGCCUUUGGCCCCCCAAUUUACCUUUUUUUUAAUAACUUUAUUUUAUGCCCGGACUUAGGUCCUGGGUGCCACCUUCUUUGUGUGGGCAGAUGAAGUCCCUGUGAGACACGUCAUCUGCCCACACUAGAUAGCGCUAUGAAUUUCUCAUGCAUGCCCAGUUAAACACUGGGGCAUUCGGAUGGGAAUUUCUUCAAUUCAUUAAUUCGUCAGAAAUACGAAUAAAUGAAUAGACAUUUCAAACGAAUGAACGAAUACCUCUUAGUUUGUUUGUUUAGUUUAUUACAAGGAGGGAGCUACCGGCUCGCAGCUCCCUCCUUGUCAUAUGUAAAAAUAGAAGCAGCAGGGAGCAGUGCUCGCCACCACUUCCUUACUCCCCCCAUGCCCUCCCUCACUCUAUGGGGGUUAAGAUGACCCCAAAAUUAGCAUAAGGGAGAUUAAAGUCUUCCGAAUGCCCCUACUCGCUAUACUGUGAGUACCUAUUGUCCUCCAACCAGCCCACCCAUAUUGGCGACAGGUGGGAGCUAAAUGUAAAAAAUCACCCUACCCCACAGGUGACUAGAGAAUCCAAAAGCCCCUAGUCACCCCCACCCUAAUAAAAUUAAACACUACCUACCCCCUCACCCUAAAAAUAAUAUCUGUAAAUAAAAAAAAAAACCACACCAUUAGAUGUCUUCUUUUUUCUUAAACCUUCUUUUUUCAGCCCCAAAAAAGGCCAAAUAAAAAUGGAUGUGGACUUGGGGGCGGACAAUAGGUCCCCCUCCUUUGUUACUUAGGGCCCUCACUCGCCGCUCAUGGGAGGGAGUGGGGGGAAAUAUUAGGUCCCCCCCGUUUUGCUACUUUGGUGCCCCCUCUCACCGCUCAUGGGUGGGGGCUGCAGAGGGGGAGUCAAUAGGUCCCCCCCUCCUCUUGUUACUUUUGCUACUUAAAACUCCCUUAUUCACUUAUACUAAGUAAUCUUUACUUAGUGUUAGUAAAUAUGGCUAAAAGACCAAUUUAGGUCUUUCACCCUUUUAGUAGAUAGCUCCCUAAUACUGUGGGAAUUAGGGAGCUAUCUACUCGCGGCACAAAAAGAUUGGCAUUUGAUUCAUUCGAAUGAAAUUCUGAACCGAACAAAAGUACAGAAUUACAUCCUAACAUGAAUGAACAAAUUGUUCAGUAGUUUCGCCGGCGUCCUGUCCAUGUGACAAGACGUUCGGGAAUAGUGAAAGCAGGCAAUGGAAAAGUGGGUCUGAGCUGGUCAGGCGUAGGAAAAAUACAUAUGACAAAGUAGUCCCUACUUUGUCUUAUGUUUUAAAGUAAACUAGAGCAGACAGGAAGAAAAGAAGAAAAGAUCCCAAGAGAGGGAGAGAAGAGGAAGCAGUUAGGGAAAGGUUAUGACAGUGCUGCUUUAAAUUCGAAAUUCACUUUGAAUUCACAUUGAAUAUCUGACAAUUUUCACUUUUUUGAAUAACCCUGUAAAAUGUGAUGUCUGGUAUAUACCCAGGAUUUGCACAUUUUAGACAAAAAUCCAGAUUGAAAAAAUUCAGUUAUAUUACCAGUCCGGCUCUUUGAACUAAAAUUUUAAAUUCUGUGAUACAUUCCAUACAUCUCACAGUUUAGUUAAUAAUAAAGUCAGUGUCAGUGGUUUUUAUUCCACUAAACACAAGAUUGCUGACAUGGACAAAAUCUUCAACUCUGCUAGAGAGACUGCUUACUUAGCCAAAAUUCUGCAAUAAAGGUUUUAAUGUAUCACAUUAAAGUGGUUUCUAUUUUUUAUUCUUUAUUUACAAACCCAAUUUUUUCCAACUUUAGUGUUCAUAAUGAAGAGUUCAGGAAAUAUUCUACAUUUUUCUAAAGUUCCUGGUGUUUUCCCCAGACUUUCCAUGGACAUCUAUUUAUUUUUUAAUGAAGGUUAACAUUUAUACUAUUCACCCGAGAUACUUAGGAACAGUGUGGCUUUAAGCCCUUAAGGAUCAAACUUCUGGAAUAAAAGGGAAUCAUGACAUGUCACACAUUUCAUGUGUCCUCAAGGGGUUAAACAUCCAUUCAGGAAUCCUUAAUUUAUUUCUCAUUACAGACAAGUUAAAAUUCAACUACCUCGGAAGCAAAAAAUAACAAACUUGUUACAAUCCAUUAAUAGCUAAUUGUUUGAAUAGAGUAAUGCUCACGUUUCAUCUAAACUAUUUAUUACUUUCAGUUUUUUGUAAUACUUGUAUUUCUAUUAAUUUAUCUAAUUAAAGGAACGUUUCAUACACAGAAGCACCUGAACUUGCUGAAGUGCUUUAUGUGUGAAGAGUGUGUUAACAUUUUACAAAAAGUGCAGAUUUCAAUAGAAAUUGGCACUUUUAUAAAAUAACCUUGUUACACCCCCUUGGCUUUCAUUUAGACAACCGGCCCUCUACAUCUUGGUUUGAUUAGCUCAGUGGAACUAAACUCAAGAGACAGGCAAUUGCUCAGAGCACCUGCCUUGCAAAGACUUCUUAUUAAACUGCAUUGGAAAGUCUGUGAAUGGACAGCCACAAAAAAAUCUGGGCUGGGCUAGAAGUGGAGGGCUUGCAAAGGAUGCAUACCAGAGAUCGGCAGCUUUUGCAAGCUGUUUUUGCAUUAACAUUGAGUGGAAAAAAAUGCACAAUUAAAUGCAUGCAUGUUUUCAUUGGGAGUGAGUCUAUUAAACAAUUAUUAUUAUUUUAUUAUUUAUAUAGCGCCAUCAGAUUCCGUAGCGCUGUACAAUGGGUGGACUAACAGACAUGUAAUUGUAACCAGAGAACUGGACGUACAGGAACAGAGAGGUGGAGGGCCAUGCUCAAUGAGGUGUUUUUUUUACAUUAAAAAAAAUAUAUAUAUUUGGGCAGUGUAGUGUCCCUUUAAGGUUUAUGUUUAGCAUCCAUGUCUCCAUGCAAAGAUGAUAAUUUCAGGUACUCUAGGACAAACACUUUUAACUAUUUUAUCUAUGCUUAUUAUACCUUCAUUAUACUGUAAAAAAUAAUCAAGUACUUGUGCUGAUAAUUUUAAGUAAAUUAUACAUACAUCUUCCAAAUCUAUGAGAACAAUAAUAACUUGCCCAAGCAGAGCAGAAAGCAUUUUGCUUUUUGUUAGAGCUCCAUCUAGUGGCAUAUUUUUAUUACACUGGAAGAUUAACAAAAGUUUAUUAAAUAGCUGAAGUUUUACAUACUUUUUCUAAGUUCUCAGAUUUUCAUUUAACCCCUUAAAGGACCACUAUAGUGCCAGGAAAACAUACUCGUUUUCCUAGCACUAUAGUGCCCUGAGGGUGCCCCCACCCUCAGGAUCCCCCUCCCGCCGGGUUCUGGGGAGAGGAAGGGGGUUAAAAAUUACCUUUUUCCAGCGCCGGGCGGGGAGCUCUCCUUCCCCGAUCCUCCUCUUCUCCUCCCAUUCAGCUGCGCGCGCAUUCAGCCGGUCUCAUAGGAAAGCAUUUACAAUGCUUUUCUAUGGACGCUGGCGUCUUCUCACUGUGAUUUUCACAGUGAGAAUCACGCAAGCACCUCUAGCGGCUGUCAAUGAGACAGCCACUAGAGGAAUUGGAGGAAGGAUUAACCCAUUUACAAACAUAGCAGUUUCUCUGAAACUGCUAUGUUUAUAAAAAAAUGGGUUAACCCUAGCUGGACCAGGCACCCAGACCACUUCAUUAAGCUAAAGUGGUUUGGGUGCCUAGAGUGGUCCUUUAAGGACACAUGACGGAAAUAUUCCGUCAUGAAUCCCUUUUAUUCCAGAAGUUGUAUCUUUAAGGGGUUAAGUUAAACCACCAUCUGGAUUGUAGGCACAAACAAUUGUAUCAUAAGGGAAAUGUCUCACACUUAUAUAUAUAUUUUUGGGGAUAUCGUACCAUCACAAAACUUAUUUUGGAUGUCUGCUUUUACAUAUUCAAUAUUUGUGACCAAAUAUGUGGAUUUAAAAAAAAAAAAACUAAGCAUAACUGGUUAUUAUAUUAUAUCUUCACCACCACACAUGCAGAGAGAAUUAGGAGAGGCUUCCCGUCCCCUCCACGCUCCCCCUCCCCUCCAUGCUCCCCCUGUUUAGCAGUGGUAUCUAAUGGACCUCAUUUAUUUUUGUACAUUUACUUUUUUACAACUUCAAAGAAAGAUGAAAUAACAGAUUGGAUCUCUGAGGUUUACCGAAUUUUGUUCAGUUUGCAGAAUUUCCGUAUAUCAAAAUUGAAUCAAAAGGGCAUUAAAAUUGACCAAUCAUUGUACUUAAAAAUAUAUACAUCAUCAUUUUAUGUGUAGUAUCAUGUUAUGUGUGUAUUUUGCAGUACACUGACAGGAGCAUUUUCCUGUCAUUUAGUUCACAGAUCAAGUAAAGAAAUUUAUGUAAUAACAGGAGGAGCAUUAAAAAAAAUCUUGAUAUAUUAUAUAUUUAUUUAAAGGAUCACUAUAGUGUCAGGAAAACAAACCCGUUAAAACCCCUUCAGCAGCUUACCUUAAUCCAGUGCCGGGCUCCUUCGGCGCUGGUGACCUCUCCUUCCCUGACGACGUCAGCUCCCGAGUGGAGCCAAAUGUGCAUGCGCGGCAAGAGCCACGCUCAUUCAAACAGUCCAAAGAAAAGUAUUUCUCAAUUUCUCGAAUUUCGCAUCCAGCGUUGCAGAUGCGCCUCUAGCAGCUGUCAGGAGGUUGGAUUAACCCUGCUAUGUAAACAUAGCAGUUUCUCUGAAGGGUGAAGGGUUAAAACCUGAGGGACCUGGCACCCAGACCACUUUAUUGAGUUUAAGUGGUCUGGGUGACUAUAGUGUCCCUUUAAUAUAUAAUACAUAAAUAUAGAUUUUUUUCUCUCUAUUGCUCACUUCUUAUUUAGUGACUGUUCCCUAGCCAUCAAUUAUCUUUUUUUCCUUUUAUCAAUCUCUUUUUUUGGUGCCACGGGCCAAAUUCAGAAUCACAAAUCAAAUUGAACAUGCUUGGCUAUUGUGUAUUUCGGUUGGAUCGAGAGUGGGGUAAAUUUCAGCUUGGAGUUCAGAAAUUUGAUGGAUCAUCUGAUCGUAUCAAAUUCUGACGAACUGCAGUUCAGACUAAAAUGAAUGUCUAGGUCUAUUGAGCUCUGUGUGUUUAAAACACUAUAAAAUGCCCGAAAUGUACACAGUUACAGAUUAAACAUUUUUUGUUUUUGUCUAAAAAGAAUGUGGGAAUCUCUGAUCUUUUUUAUACUUUCACAGCUCCACAUGAUAAAUAUUUGUCUCUGGUAACUCUGUGUCUUUGAUGGGAUAAUGUGAAUAGACAGGCAUAGAAAGCUCCACUUACUCAGUGAGUAACAGGGUUAUAUAUAAUUUCAUGUACAGCUGUUUUAAAAUCAUUUGCUUUUUCAUUUGUUGCCUGUCCGAGCUCCAGUUUACCUAACGUCAGGGGCGUUUUAGCCACGAGGCAAACAAGGCAUUUGCCUUGGGCGGCAUUUUUCAGGGGCCGCCCCCAAAUGCCCAGGGCAAAUGCCUUGUUAGCCUCGCGGCUAACAGACAUGCUGUGCGGGCGGCUGGCGAGGGAGCUCUUCCCCUGAGCGGUCUGCUCAGCUCCCUCGCGCGCUGCAGAGUGAGGCUGGGAGCCGGAAGAUGACGUUAUAUUCCGACUCCCAGCCUCACUCUGCGGCGCGCGAGGGAGCUGAGCAGACCGCUCAGAGGAAGUGCUCCCUCGCCAGCCGCCCACCCAGCCCGGCAACCACUGGACCCCCAGGGAGGUAAUGAACCCCUCCCCGCCCAGCAAUCCCAAAGGUAAGGAGGUUGGGGGAGGUGGGGUAAAUAAAAAAAUAAAUAAAAAUGUGUUAAUGUGAGUGUGUGUGUGUCUGACUGUGUGAGUGAGUGUGUGUCUGACUGUGUGUGUCUGUUAGUGUGCAUGUGUGUGUCUGACUGUGUGUCAGUGAGUGUGUGUUUGCCUGUGAGUGUGUGUGUGUGUGUCUGUUAGUGUGUGUGUGUGUGUCUCUUAGUGUGUGUGUGUGUCUGUUAGUGUGUGUGUCUGACUGUGUGUGUGUCUGUUAGUGUGAGUGUGUUUGCCUGUGAGUGUGUGUGUCAGUGAGUGUGUGUCUGUUAAUGUGUGUGUGUUUGUUAGUGUGUGUGUGUGUGAGUUUGUGUGUGUCUGCUAGUGUGUGUCUGCUAGUGAGUGUGUGUGUGUCUGUUAGUGUGUGUGUGUGUGUGUGUGUCUGUUAGUGUGUGUGUCUGUUAGUGUGGUGUGUUUGCCUGUGAGUGUGUGUGUCAGUGAGUGUGUGUCUGUUAAUGUGUGUGUGUGUUUGUUAGUGUGUGUGUGAGUUUGUGUGUGUCUGCUAGUGUGUGUCUGCUAGUGAGUGAGUGUGUGUGUGUCUGUUAGUGUGUAUGUGUGUGUCUGACUGUGUGUCAGUGAGUGUGUGUGUGUCUGCUAGUGAGUGUGUGUGUCUGACUGUGUGUCUGUUAGUGUAAGUGUGUUUACCUGUGUGUGUCUGUUAGUGAGUGUGAGUGUGUCUGUUAGUGUGUGUGUGUGUUUCUGUUAGUGAGUGUAUGCGUAUCUGUCAGUGAAUGUGUGUGUGUGUAUUUAGAAGGCGGGGCGGGGGAAAGGGUUGGGGGGGGGGCUGCCCAGGGCAGCACAAAACCAGGAUACACCACUGCCUAAUGUCAUCUGCAAACGAUGUUAUACCUCUUACAAACUAUAUUGUAAGAACAAAUUACAAUUUUUUUUCCCUAUCCUUACCUUUUGUGUCACUAUACCCCACUCCCUCUAGCAUGUAAGCUCAUUGAGCAGGGCCCUCAAUCCCUCUGUUACUGUGUCACUAUACCCCACUCCCUCUAGCAUGUAAGCUCAUUGAGCAGGGCCCUCAACUCCUCUGUUCCUAUGCAUCCAACAUGUCCGGUUACAAAUACAUAUCUGUUAGUCCACCCAUUGUCCAACGCUGCAGAAUUUGUUAGCGCUUUAUAAAUAAUAAUAAUAAUAAUGUACAAAAACAGAUAUAUUGAUAUCAAAGUCUAUCAAAUUCAUGUUUAAAUUAAUUGUCGUGAUUUUUUAUUAUCUUUACAGGUAUAUACCCAACCCUUUGCUUUUGGAUGGACGAAAGUUUGAUGUUCGUUCUUACUUACUCAUUGCAUCCACUGUCCCUUACUUUGUAUUCUUUUGCCAUGGUUACGUGCGUCUUACAUGUAAUCACUAUGAUCCUAAGUCUGAUGACCUCACAGGUCACCUGACCAACCAGGUAUAUCUUAUUAGUGUCGCUUACAACCUUUGCAAAAUAGAUCAACUAUGCUUGUCAAUGUCUAACUGAGUUAUUCACUAAAGUAAGUUUUUCAGGAAUUCAAAGUGAAUUUCAAAUUUAGGGAAAAGGUACUGGAAGCAUGGCUAAUUUGGAGAAUUUUCUAGUUCGCCAAUUCUGGCCUUCAAUUUCAAAUUCACUUUGAAUUCCUGACAAUUCUUAUGUAAGAGAAUAAUCCUGUUAAUGUGAAUAUCCAGAAAUAUAUAUAUAUUUUUUUGAAAAGAUUGUCCAUAUGAAUAGAAAAUAUACAAAAAAUGUAAUUAGACAACAAACUAUUAAUUCACCCAUCAUUUUUAUAUUUGUAUUGAUCAAACAAUUAAAAUCGUGCUAAAGAGAACUGACAAUAUAUAUCAUUUACUAUUCUGUCUGUAACAUCAGGUGGGUUUCCUAUAAGAUCGUAACAAGCUUUUCUUUAUACGCAUUUGCCCCAGUACAUGCAAAAGAAGAACCCUUUGUACAGUGAACUUAAGGAAGAAACUGUGUGGUCAAUGGACAGAUUUAAUACUUAUGUGAAUGAAAUUGCUUCCGAUAAAGGCCUACCUCAAGACUGGGUGCUGAAUGUAUUCACGGUGAGGAAACAACCCCUGAGUAACAUGCACAUGCAAACAGUGGUUCAGCAGUACAUCAUUUUUACCUACCCAUUGAUUACAACAGUAUAGAAAGAUAGAAUGAGACGGCAGAUAAGAACUAUUUGUAGCGGACCAUGCGUAUCCCGGCCGGUUACCUCCGCUAAUUCCUUCCUUCAGCCUCUCUGGAACCCUUAAAACAAGCAGGCAUCCCUUCCCCCCCAGUAACCGGACGACACACAGUUCUGGGUGUACAACUCACUGAGUUUUAUUGGAACACAUACAGCUUUUAUGCCCAGUCCCCUACAUGGGGUUUACAAUACAAGAUAACAGGGGUUUCAAUCCCAGGAUCCUCUACAGAAAAAUAUACAAUAUUCUGAGACACUCCAAAAAUACAUUUUCAAAAGGGACCAAUUUGAAUUGGGGGCAGACAGUUUACAACAUGGAUUGAUCCUUUGAUUAAUCAAAGGCUCUGUCUAGUUCCAAUGUAAACUAACUGUCUCUAGCCAUAUGGCCUGUACCUCUUAAUUGAUGAGUUAAUUUCUUUGAAAUGUUAAUGAUCAUUAGCCUUCCAGAAUUGCAUUGUUCGAUAGCAUUCCAUAUCACAGUAGGCUCUGCAUUACAUAGUAUCACACUGUGCCGUAUUAUAGCAUUCACUACCACUCUAUAUCACACUAUAUGAUAAUAUUCUGUAUCAUCCUGUACCACUCUGUAUUUCACUAUAUUGUAGCAUACUGCAUCACACUGUAUUAUAGCAUACUGUAUCACACUGUAUUGCAGCACUCUAUAUUAUAGCUGAGUUCCAGUAUCAUAUCCCAAAGAGACACCAACACUUACCCACAGAUUAAUAACUAAGCCUCAUUUCUAUUGCAUUCAGAAUGGGACAAGCACAAUCUUCUAAUCAGCCCAAACAUAAUUUGAGAACAAAGGGGACACAAGUGGGCAUGGUACCUUCACACUAUUCGACCCAUCUAGUCAGCCCAAUUUUCAUUAUUUCUUGGCCUUAUCUUAUAGCUUGGAUAGCAUAAUGCCUACCUGACCCACGUUUAAACUCCCUCACUGUGUUAACCUCUACCACUUCAGCUGGAAGGAUUUUCCAUGCAUCCACUACCCUCUCAGUAAAGUAAUACUUCCUGAUAUUAUUUUUAAACCUUUGCCCCUCUAAUUUAAUACGAUGUCCUCUUGUUGUGUCAGUUUUUCUUUUAAAUAUGCUCUUCUCCUUUACUAUGUUGUCCCUUUAUGUAUUUACAUGUUUCUAUUAUAUACCCCCGCCUCGUCUUUCCUCCAAGCUAUACAUGUUAAGAUCCUUUAACCUUUCCUUGUAAGUUUUUUCCCUCCAAACUAUGAACAAGUUUAGUGACCCUUCUUUAACGACCUCUCAUUAUAUAUCUAUAUGUUUGGUGGUCGAUCCAUCCUCCAUCCACUUAUCCAUCCACCUACUAACUCAUUUAUCCAUCCAUUCAUCCAUCUAUCCAAUGAUCCAUUUCUCCAUCGAUUCAUCCAUCCACCCACCCACCCACCCACACACUCACUUAUCCAUCCAUCCAUUUUCAAUCCUCUCAUCCAUCCACUCGCUCAUUUAUCGAUCCUUCCAUCCACCGAUUUCUACAUCCACUCAUCCAUUCACCUACUCACUCAUUUAUCCAACCAUCCAUUCAUCCAUCCACCAAUUUCUCCAUCCAUCCAGCCAUUCAUCCACCCUCCCUCCCUCCAUUCAUCCACCAUCCAUUCAUCCACCAUCCAUCCAUCCGCCAUCCAUCCAUCCAUCCACCCAUCCAUCCAUCCAUCCAUCCAUCCAUUCAUCCACCAUCCAUUCACCAUCCAUCCAUCCUCCAUCCAUCCAUCCACCAUCCAUCCACCAUCCAUCCAUUCAUCCACCAUCUGUCCAUCCAUCUAUCUAUCUAGCCAUCCCUUUUUCUCUCUUCGCAUUGUUUUAUAUUUUUUUGCAUGUCUUCCUGUCUGUUUAUAUGGAUAUAUAGAAUAUCUAUUUAUCGGUCUCUCAGGUUUUUAUCCAUGCUACCUCCAAUGGUUAAUUUCCUUUUGCAAGAUUCUAAAUAUAGUUUAGUAUCUUUGCCUGUGUGUGACCAUUUUUCUGCUUUUGAUAGCGACUUAAGAAGGAAGUCAUGUUUGUGUGUGUAUGUGAUUGCUGUGCUGUGUAAUGCUAUGCUCAUAGUCUUCCUGUCUCUUGUAGAAAAGGAUGCAGCAAAUAAUGACACACUGUUUCCUGGCUGUUAAAACAAAGUUGGACUGCCGCCUGGGAUACUUUGACCUCAUUGGCUGUGACUUCCUGAUAGAUGAAAACUUCAAGGUAAUUUGCCAGAUCCAUAAGGCAGCCAAGUAAAUAAUGACUGCACUCUCCAGUAUGCCAACAGUACUUUUUACUGAAAGCAGCCUAAUGUUGAUAUUAUCAAUACAUAUAAUCUAAUAUCUGAAAUAUAUGAAUCUAGAGGUAUUGCCUCAGCCAUGCUCUCAGUGGUAACUAUAGGUCACAUAUGCUCACAGGAGGAAUCUAAAUGCCUGACUAUGCUACCAGAGGAAAUACAUUAGCUAGUGAGACCUACUGAAGGACUUGAGUGAGAUCUGCAGCAGAAAGAAACACUCACCUCUACUACACAUUUGGGUAAUUGGGGCUGCCAUUUUCCUUGGACAUUUUAAAUUUGCAUCAGACAACAUGCUGUGCAAGAAAAAACAUUUUAUUUAAAGGGACACUAUAGUCACCAAAACUACUUUGGCUUAAUUAAGCAGUUUUUGUGUAUAGAUCAUGCUUCUGAAGACUCUCUGCUCAUUUAUCUGCCAUUUAGGCUUUAAAUCGCUUUUUUUCUGUUUAUCUGUUUAUAAAAGCAUAGCCACACCUCCCCUGGCUGUGACUGACGCAGCCUGCAUGAAAACAAAAUGGUUUCAAUUUUAAUCAGAUGUUAACUUACCUCUGCUCUGUAAAUUAAACUGUAAUUACAUGAGGCUUCUGCAAGCUGUAGCAGGUUUUUUAACAGAACAGGAGAUAAGAAAUUCUAAAUUAAACAGAAUUUGCAAUAAAGGAAGUGUAAACAUUAGAUGACUCUUUACAGGUAGUGCUUAGGAAGACUGUGCAAGUCAAACACAUAAAGGGCUGUAUAAACAAAGUAAAUUUAACUUCAAAAUGGCAAAGACUUGAGCAGUGAGACAGCGGGGGCAUGAUCUAUACACCAAAACUGCUUGGUUUAGAUAAAGUUGUUUUGGUGACUACCAUGUCUCUUUAAUUCUCGAAUCAGUAAACAGCAACAGUAUAGCAUUAGCAAUGGAAACCUGUAUUCCCAGUCCCUGUUUAGUUUAGCGCACCCUCUGUGCAACAUAAACUAAAUAAAAUAACGAUUGUAUAUCCCUACAGAUCUGUUGGCAAUUAGAUGUUCAAAUAACUUGAAUGCAUAGAGAAUAUGAGUGAACAAAACAUUUAUUUGCAACAGUGGAUAGUAUUGAAUUCACAGUCAAACCCACAAAAUUUAGGACUCGUCAUUUUUUUUCAAAUUGGAAGAUUAGUCCCAUUUCUAAACCCUAUGACCACGGCAUACCAACAAAACCUGAAUUAGUGCCAAAUUAAAUAAUCACAUUGGAGUCAAAACAUCCUGCACACAAAAGGCUCUAAAAUAAAUAAAUCAAUAAACAAACAAACAAACUGAAACAUGGUACUCGGACACCUAUGAAACAUAAACAUCCUUCUGUUCUCCCACCUUCUCACAUCGGGUAGGGCUGUAUUAUGUAAUUAUGAACUGAAUACAUGGCCAUGACAACAGCCAACCUCCUUGUUUUCCUAUGCUAUGUCAUGUGGUGGAAAACUGUUCCUAAAACCAAUAUCAACCUUGGCUAUUAAUCAAAUAUUUUUUUCAUGGGGAAAGCUUAAGUAAUCUGUUAUGGGCGGGUAACUUACACCAACAUCCUAGUUGUAGAAGAACGGUAUUGACAGGAAUUAUUUCUUUUGUCAGGUGUGGCUGUUGGAAAUGAACUGUAACCCAGCCUUGCACACCAACUGUGAAGUGCUCAAGGAAGUGAUCCCCAGCAUUGUUGAUGAAACCCUUGGUAUGUUCUUUCACUCCAAAUAAAACAGUCAAACUGCCUCGCUUUCUUAUGUUAUUUGGGAACCAGUGCAACUGGUUUAUUACUAUAAAAAAUUGCUUAGAAGGGAGGGACAGAAAGUAUGGAGCUGUGACAUCACAUUCCUCUGUUCAUACCGCUGUACCUCUGUUUUAUCUAUAUAAAAUUAAACAUGCAAAACAAGCAAGUAAUUAUUUAGACCAAGCGGCUUACAAAAUGUUGUGUUGAUGCAUGCAGUGAUCUUUUACAUGUGUUUUUGUUAUGCACUGUUGAAUUGAAAUGCAGAUUUUGUUUUACUUGCUAGCUGUUUUUAUACCAGAUAUUAAAGGAACAUUGGAAAUAUUAUAGAGGUUUCACUUCUAACCUUGGGUCCAGUAGGUGAUGCUCUACACCUCCCCUACAGCCCAUGGUUGUGCCAAAAGCUCUCUGUCUGUGCUAAGCCUGGCCAUGCAGGGUCAUUGGAUGAGAACAACCAGCUGACACUCUUAGCCAAUGAGCUAGCCCCACACUCUAAGGAGAGCUAGCAGAAGCCCCAAAGCAGGAGUUCCUGGAUGGUAAGAGUAGACUGGGGGCAUGCCCAGGUAAAAAGGUCAAACCAAUCUAAAAUCUGAUGACUUACAAUGUGUGUAGUUGGGUGAGCAUACUGUUAUGGCUAUGAUAUUUGGAGUGUUCCUUUACAUUUUUGGUCUCUCAUAUUGUUCCACAGUCUCUGAUAUUUAUGUAUGUACCUUGCAUCAUGGUGGGAUCACUUUUUGCCUACCAAAUAAUCCACUAUAAUGCAACAAAAGAAAAAACAGCAAAUGGUUAUCAAAUAAUAAUUACAUAUGGUUUAAUUUUCUGUCUAGACUUGUCUCUGGAGCUCUUCAAUAAGAAAUUAAAAAGUCAACGAUUUUUGCCACUGAAUACUCAGAGCAAGUUUGUACUACUCUACAAUGGAGAACUUAAUGAGCAGACAGUGAAAUUUAACUGGCCUACAAAUACCAGCUUCACCAAAAUCCAAAAGGAAUUGCCACCAGAAAACCUGAACAAAACUAUUAGAAGCGUUGAGAAACCACGGAUAAUUCUCAAAGUUCCUGUGAAAAAUAGGGUCAGCAAACUUGUCAUCCCUAAAGUGACCCCAAGAACAACAGCUAUGAUGGCCUCAGUACAGGUAGUAAACAUCCCCAGUAACAAUUUACCAGAUAAAAAGAAGCACAAAUCCAAGAACGAGGUAACACCCAGCAGGUCUGAUGCAUUGAAGCACAGUGGCGUACCUUCUGAAAGUAACCAGACGAAGGACAUAGCUUUACAAUCCACCCCAGUAGCCAGGUUCUCCUUUACAAAUCUUCAAAAACUUAGAGUCACAGGAAGCAAAACUCCUAGAAACAUUAAAAAGAAGCGUAAAACACCUGUGAACAGCAGCACAGAAAUAAGUCCAACUCAAACAAGUGCUUGUUUAGAACCUGAAGAUGUCAAGACGCAAUACAAACUUACAGAGUGCCAAAUACCUUUGAGUCCUUAAAAAUAUGAAUGCAACUCUCAAUGACAGGAGCUUCACUUGAAAAACACUGGAAUAACAAAUUAAAAACUCUAAACAGCAUUGUCUUGGUCAUUAUUCUUCAGAUGUUUUUCCAACAAAUUGUUGAAGACCUUUUAAAUACAGUAUUUAUUCCACAUGGUGUGCAAUGAUGCAGUGUUAAUACGGGUAACCUAUAUUUUCUAUAGUUGUGUGUGUAUUAUAAUCUAAAAUAUAAUAUAAUCUAAAAGUUCCUGCACUCUUUACCGUAUAUUGUAUAUUGCCUGGUGCGUAUCAGCAUAAAAAUGAAUUAUCCUGACAAAAGUUUGGGGGACAAACUGAAACGUUGAUUUUUAUGUGAGCAAUAAAAGUUGUUUUAUUUUGCACUAAAA